UCCCGGAUGUAGACGGACGGCGGUAGUGUUGGGAGCUGGAGCUGUAGCUGAAGGGAGGGGGGAGGAGGUGUUGGCGGCGGCGGCGGAGGGCGAGCGAGCGAGCGAAGGCGGCCAGUGGCAGCAGCGGAGGGGACGCGGCCGCCUUGUGCCUCCCGCGCCCCGCUGUGCGCGUGUGUCCGUCCUGCGGGGGCGCCUCUCCUUCUCGCUGGUGCGGAGAGGAGGAGAUGGGCCCGUGAGCGCGGCUUCCCCUCACAGCCGAGCUGCCUGAGCCGCCCCUCCUCCGCCUCCUCCUCCCUCCCUCCCCCUCCUCCUCCUCCUCCUCUUCCCUGUCCCCGGUCGGAGCGCUGCCUCCCCCUCCCCCCUCGGCGGCGCCCGUGGCCCGGCCGCGCCCUCCUGGUCCCCUCAGUCUCUCACACACAGGCCGGGCAUUGAUGGUAAUGUAUGCGAGGAAUAAGCAAAGACUCAAUGAUGGGUAAAUAACCCCCUUUCUCGUUCCGCCCUCCUCCCGUCUUACGCUCUCUCUUCUCUCUCUCUUUUUCCUACCCCCCCCACCCUCAAUACCAACGGCCAGUAACGGUCGCUCGCUAACGUAACGUCUUUUUCUCCUCUCUUUCCAGCUGUCACGACCGCAAGGGGGACUCGCAGCCCUACCAGGUACCGACUUCUUCGCCCGCCGCAGCCCCACACACCGAUAGGCCCCUGCGGCGGCGGCGGCAGUAACGAGUGUGGGAGGGCGAGCGAAACUACUCGAGCGCAGGCCUCGGCCGCCGCUGCAGGCCGCGGGGGAGGGGAGCCAACCGCUUCCCUUCGCUCUGCUCCGCGCGGGGCGGGCCGGGAGGGGGCAAGGGGGCGGCGGCGGCUCUUGCUCUCUCUCUUACCCCGCGACCGCGAGGGCUUGAGCGCGAGCUGAGGCGGCGAGAGGCGCUUGGCGGCGGGGCAAGGAAGCGAGAGGCCUAGGCCCGAUGCGGGCCGCAGGAGGCGGAGGGCGGCAUUGUUUUUUCUUUUUUUCCUUUCCCCCCGAGCGAAACCCAUGGGAUGGCGGUAAGCGGCCGGAACCCGAGUCCGAAAAGGCUUCCCGAGUGCCGCUGACCGUCUUCCCUUCCCUUAGGAGACGAAAUAGGAGCCGGGAUAGGUUCUAGGCCUUGGGCUUGUAGUAAAGCCCGAAGGGAAUUCUAGUUCCUCAAACCCUUUCUGUCAACUGAGAAAACUUUAAGUUGGGACAGUGUUGAAGGUACCCCUGAAGAAAUUUGGGAAAUGGCCGGAGUGAAGCAGUGUGUGUGGGAAACAUUUGAGGCUUUCCCUUUGUCAUCUCCCCAGUGUUAAAAGGAUUGGGAGGGCUGGAGGUGUAAAUGUGGUCAUUUACAGUGGGUUAUUUGACCAACUACACUUAUAUACUUGAGUGAUCAGAUGAAAGAGGCAGCUUUGACAACUGGAGGCUGCAGUCAGUGACAGCACAUCUAAUGUAAACAUUCAUCACACAGCCUUGUGAAAAGGGGCAGAUGGAGAGAGACCCUGUUGUGUUUCGUAUAACACAAGGUGGUAUGGAUGCUACAAAGCUGCACAUUCCACUCAUACUACUACAAAAUCUAUCAAGCCCUUUGAUUCUUUUGCCAGAAAUCUCCCCGCUCUUUAAAGUGUGUAACAAUUAAUCUCAGUUCAUAGUGGUACCACUGGUUAACAUAUACUAUUUGGUUAGAUUGUGUGGGAUAUAUUUUUAAGGGGGGGAAUGGAGAGGAUGUGUUAUUGAAACUGGUAUCAAAUGCCUUAAAGAUUUUUCAGUGUCACCUGUAUAUGGUAAAAUAUAUUCUCCAUUUAUUAAAUAAAUAGAAACAUCCUCCAUACUGCAGAUGAAAUAAUUCUGUUGGACAGUAUGCAUAGUCCAAGGUGUUUCAGCCAAGGUGGUACUUAAGACUUAUUUGAGACUAGUCUCCCAUUAAACACAAUGGAAUAUACAUAGUUAUGAUGUAGCACAUCAAAAAUGAGCUUGACUUGGUUGAAGAUAGGCAUCGUGUUAAUUGUACUACUCUGAAUAAAUCCCAAUACUGUAUUGGAAAUAGAAUGCUUGUAAUAGAUUGGAAUUAGGGUUGAAAAACCCAGAAUUACUUGCUAUUAAGUUUGUAAAAUGACAUAGCACUAGUUAGGAUCUAGACAAUUGUGAAACUAGUUCCAUGGCUUAAGAGGAUUUCUAGGCUUGAUUUAUUUUGGACAGCAGCUUCUCCAUGCUGCAUGGCAAACUGUUUUAAAAAAAUAUAUUUCAAAACACAGCUUGAGAAAUCUGUACCUGUUAUUUCUUUCAGGCUCUUAAAUACUCAUCAAAGAGUCACCCCAGUGGUGGUGAUCACCGGCAUGACAAGAUGCGAGACACCACAGACCCUUCACCACCAAAUAAAAUGUUGCGGCGAUCUGAUAGCCCUGAAAACAAGUAUGGUGACAACACUGGACACAGUAAAGCUAAAAGCAUGCAUACUCACAGAGUUAGAGAAAGGGAUGGUGGUGAGUUAAACUUUAACUGAUUUGUAUUCAAAAUACUGCUAGUAAUUGAAAUAAAUCUUGCACCAAAACAAAGCACAUUCAUUGAGGUGAAGAAUUUACCUCACCAUUAUUUCAGUUCAUUCACAACACUGCCACAGGUUCCAUAUCCCUGUGUUAGGGGGCUUUAGACCUGGCUGCUUUUGUUGUCUAGUCAGAACGGCUUCAUAAACCUGGGCUUUUUGUAGAAACUGCCCACCAGUGCAAUCUAGCAUGGUGGUGUUUGAAGGAAAUGAUACUGUGUCUUUUGGUAGGCAGGCCUUCAUGUGCCUCAUAUAAAAUUUGUUCUUCCCGAUAAGUACAGUUUACAAAAGAGACAGUGUAGUGUAAUGGCCCUGUACUGGAGGUAUCUGGCUUCAGAUACCCUUACUCAAGCUUAAAGCUUGCUGGAUGGUCUUGGGAAGCUACACAUCUCACUCAGCCAAACCUUGCAUUCAGGGAAAUUAUGAAGAUAAUGGGGUUUACCAUAAAUACUCUGAAAAGAGCUAUAUGUCGAAAGAUAGGGAUACAAAUGUUAUGAAUAAAAUAAAGUGAACAAUUAGUGAAGUAAACAACAUAUAAAACAAUUUUUUAAUGCAGUGAGUUAACACAGUUCUUGGUUUUAUUAAACAAAAUUUAUAUACCAUGUUAUUGUAAUAAAACCUAUUACGUGGUUAUUUGAGAUUUGCAAGUAUAGAAAUAACAGUAAUUCCAUGAAGCAUUUUCUUUCAUGCUAAGGCUACUACAAAUCAGCAUUUAAGUUUCUUGGGACAGUGAGGAGGUUUUUGUUUUUGACAAAUUAUCAUGUUGGGUAUCCUUACUGUCACACAGCUAUCAUAUUGUUGUAGUUAAAUGCUCUGAUAAUGACUGCACCUAGUGCUAUAGAAGAAGAAACUUUUCAGGUUCUGUUAUAUUUCAUAUUCGCCACUGCACUUUGAAGGUUGUAAUUGACAGCCCAAAUCCUGUUCUUAUCUAUAGCUGUUGUGAUGAAUGGACAACUACAGUGCCAUCUUGCAUGAAGUGUAACUACAUCUCAAGAAGUCUGAUUCUAAAAAGAGAAAGUCUCAUUCCAAUACUCCCCUGGAGAUUCUCACUAAUGCUGGAUGAAUGGGGUUGCUUCUGAAACUGUAUGGGAUUGUGUAUGUCCCAUGUCCCCACCUUCUCCUUGCCCCUUACUCCCUGUUCCCGAGGUUUUCCUGUGAUGUUCAUGGGUAGUGUUAGGACUUUCCUCCAGUACUGGAAUAGCAGUGAUGAAGCUGCUGAUCUGGUAAAGACAGCAUCUGCCUACAGGCCUGUGAUGCUUUUCUGCCACACUAUAGUAGAGUAAUGGGCCUUUAGUAGUUUUUACUAGAGGUGUGCAACUGCAAAAUUCAACUUGUAUCUGUAGCUUUGAGAAGUCGCCAAUUCUGUUAAAUUGGAUAUGAUAAAAAAUCAAGCUCUCUUUUCUUUCUAUUAACUAUUACGGGGAAUCAAAAAAUGUCCAUAACCACCUCCCCCUUCACAGAAGUGGAUGGGGUUUUCAGGCACAGCAGCCCCUCCAGAGUGGAUUUUUUGUAUUUUUUAAUGCAUUUUUACAACUUAUAAAUACAUCAUACAAUAUUCAUUCUCUUGUCCUUGGACUUCCCAGUCCAUCUCUCCAUGGCAUUCUAGGUAGUCUUUUGUCAGCUGCAUAAUCUAUUAUUCCACCCAAUUUCAUCUCAAAUCUUCCUUUAUUUAAUGUUAUCUGCUGCUCAUAUGUUCAUUCCUAAUUGUAGGUUGAAUUGACUAUUAUACCCUCUAAGAUACUCUCUAAAACACUUUGAAGAGUGGAUCCAGAGUGGAUUAAGCCUGCCAAUUUAGAGGCAGAUGCAUCCGGGAAUUUUAAAAGUUUGUUAAAAGAAAAAAAUCCUGUUAUUUUCUGCCAGGUGUGGUUGCAAUUUGCAGGCAUGCUCCCCGCUUUGGUGGGGGUGAAAUUGCCAAAUUUCAGCUGCAGUAAUUCCCCUUCAAAGCCAUGAUUUUUACUAUUUUGGGGUGGUUGUGGUAGGAAUCAUAACAUGGUAGCUGUGGUGGAUAAACACCCCCAGGAAAGACUGCAGUGGGUAAAAUAUCACCCUGAAAGGAUUUUAUUACACCUAGGGUCAUUGGUAGAUUUGGGGUGGGCUUCUGCCCCCAUCAAUGAUUUUUUGGGAUAUAGCCUUUUCUUUUUGUGACAUAUCACCAUUGACUUGCAUAGAGAAGGGGUGUUGGCACUGGGGGGGGGGGGAAUAGCAUAGGUUAAAAUAAACAGCAUAGAUUGAAAUGAGCAGCAAUUUUUAAUGUUUUCUUGAACAUUCCCCCCCCCCUUGGUGUGCUCUGGAAAAUAAUUAAUUGUGAUUAAAAUCUAGACCUCUUCUUCAAAUUGAAAGAUUCUCCUUGCCCUCCUGCCCCCUCCCCAUCUGAGCUUAGUGUUUCUCUAGUCAGCUUGGCUUUACAGUGGUACCUCUAGUUAUGAACUUAAUUCGUUCCAGAGGUCCGUUCUUAACCUGAAACUGUUCUUAACUAGAGGUGUGCUUUUGCUAAUGGGGCCUCUUGCUGCUGCUGCGCCACUGGCACAUGAGUUCCAUUCUCAUCCUAGGGCAAAGUUCUCAACUCGAGGUAACUCUUCCAGGUUAGCGGAGUUUGUAACCUGAAGCGUUUGUAACUCGAGGUACCGCUGUACUUAAAAUAAUAAUAAUAACAACAACAUGCACUUUAAAAAUGCAGUGCUUUAAGGGCAACUGAGUCCACAAAGUGAGUUGAGACUUUAGGGAGUCCGUCAUCUGACUCAAAGUGCCUUAACAGUGCAGUUUGACUUGGGACUAUGAAAAGCUCACACAGAUCACCCCUUUUUGACUCAUAAUUUUGGAGGUACACAGAGAUGAUGCACAUCUCCAGUAUUUACCUUUUAAAUGCACCUGUGUCACGGAUCCAUGCUUCAAGGUAUUAGAUGUUUAGACUUGCAUGGAUUCUUCAUUCACAAUAUCAGUGACUUGUUCAUCUUUGGUUAGAAAAUAGGGGUAGCUGUAUUAAAAUAUAAGGUAAUGUGUUAUAUUUGCCAAUAUCUUAGUACCGAACGUCAAGAAUGUUUCUGUGGGGAGCUUCAUUUUUAAAGGAUGGUAUGCAAUUGUGACUUUACUAGCUAGCAUCAGUAGAAUGGGGAGGGAGACAAUUUUUAGGGAGCUGAGUAACUCUCUGCAGCAGAUUUAGGAGGAUCACCAAAAAUUACUUCCCUCUCUGUUCUGCUGAUGGAUCCCUUCAAUCAGUGGGCAGUCACCAUUGUAUAUAGUACCACCGUGGGAAUCAUCUUGCUCCCAUAGUCCAUGUAGAAAUUAAUACAGAUCAUCUUGACCAAUUUGCUUGGAAGUAAACUCAAAGGUAGUAAAUGUGUGCUUGUCAUUUUAAAAAUAGUAGAAUAAAUUUAAUCUUGGGGGUAUUCAUCCUUUCCAGAAAAUAACAUGAGGCCUAAACUUCAGUUGCUUGCAAUUCAAAUGGCUUGCUCUUAAUGUUGAACCCCAUUUUGAAACUGAGAUACUGGUAUGAUCACUUUGUACCUGGAGCAGGGGCACGUCUUUCUUGAAAAUGCCUUUCCUUGGCUAGAACUUGGAAGGAACGUACUGUACUGGGUAGGUGGGGUAUAAACUUGAAAAUAUGAAAAUUGGGGGAAGGUAGCAGAAGCUGUUAGGUUGAACAGCCACUCUAGAAGUAUAUUGAUUUAUUUGGUUGUGCAGUAGUACCCAAGUGGGCUCUUGCAUGUUUCCUCGUUGACAGGAAUGAGUGUGAAGCUUUGUAUGUGACCAUGUUGGGUGUAAAAAAGCAGGACUUUGAUGUUACUGCCUCUUGGAGACCUUUGUGGGGUCCCUGAAAGUUCUGUGUCAUAUAAAAACCACAAGAGACACUAAUUGAAUGCCUGAUCAUGGGGCGGUUUCCUAGUGGAUUAGCUUCCCGAUGAUGAUGGUAAUAAUUAUUUAAUUUGUUUGUCUGUUUGCUUGCUUACCACCCACCUGACCAGGUUACCCCAGCCACUCUGCAGCUUCCAACAAAUUAAAGCACACUAAGACAUUAAACAUUAAAAACUUCCCUAUACAUGUACAGUGCUACCUUCAGAUGUCUUCUAAAAGUAAGAUAGUUGUUUAUUUCCUUGGCAUCUGAUGGGAGGGUGUUACCCAGGGCUGGUGCGACUAUUGAGAAGGCCCUCUUUCUGGUUCCCUGUUACCUCACUUUUUGCAGUGAGGGAACUGCCAGAAGGCCCUCGGAGCUGAAUCUCAGUGUCCAGGCUGAAUGCUAGAUUUAAUUUUUCAUAAUUCUUAACAUAAUUUAUUUAGAACAGAAUGGUAGGUAUAAUAGUAGGCAGGAAAGUUUGAUAAAUCUGGAGGUCAUCCUUUGAAAUGUUAAGUUGUUUAACAUGGCUGUUCUGAUCUUCAUUUGCACUUGAAUGAAUUAAGUCUAAUUUUAUAUCCAUUGAACUUGUUAGAACUUAUUUGUAAGAGUAGACAUGUUUAGGAUUUAGCUGUCAGACAUUUUUCGAUUUUUGCUUUAGUUGAAUUAAUUUUUAAAAUGGAUUAUAUAAACAUAUAAAGAAAAAUAUAUUGUCUUCAGUUAACUCCAUCCUUUAAAAAUUAUUGAAAACUAAAUAUCAAGUAUUAAUAAAAUUAUAAAACAAAGACAAAUGUAAUCUUCAUAAAUUCAUAUUGACAUAAUUGCCAAUAAGCACAGACCAAACAAAAUAGACAAAAUUAAUACUUGUUGGGCUAUUUGUAUUUUUAUUCUGCCAGGAAAAUAGAUGUAGCAUUUGCUUUCUGUAAAUCAGGUAAGUUAAUUCUGCUGGGCAAAUUUAGUUUUGUAGCUAUUGUCACUUAGUGACUAAAAAGUUUGAAUCAUAGAGAUUGCCUUUCUGUAAGCUAAACUUUUAGAAUUAGAGAGUUCUCAAACUCAAGAUUCAGUUUAUGACACAGCUAAUCUUCUCAGCCUAGCUUCCCUCCCCCUCUUACUGCACAAAUUAUUAAUGUGGAAAUAUUAAGCCUCAAUGCCUUUUUGUGCCAUUGAACUUAACAUUUUUGCUUAAUCUUGGGAAAUGAUGUAGACCUCUUGAAAAUCUUAAUAAUUUGUCCCAAGGCAAGAUUUCAGGUUCAAGUUAUCUGUACAGUGGUACCUCGGGUUACAGGCGCUUCAGGUUACAGACUCCGCUAACCCAGAAAUAGUACCUCGGGUUAAGAACUUUGCUUCAGGAUGAGAACAGAAAUCGUGCUCUGGCGGCGUGGCAGCAGCGGGAGGCCCCAUUAGCUAAAGUGGUGCUUCAGGUUAAGAACAGUUUCAGGUUAAGAACGGACCUCCGGAAUGAAUUAAAUUCUUAACCCGAGGUACCACUGUAUAUGCAUGGGAAAUUUAGGACUCCUUUCAAGCAGCAGCCAUCCAUACGCAUAAAAAGCCUCUAACAAAGUUCAGAGGCCCAUCCUAGAGCAACAGCCCAAAAUGUGUGGAGGGCUGUUAUUGGAAUGUGGUUUUGACCCUCACCCCAAUGCCAAAGCAGAAGCAGUUUAUGCUCAUGCCAAGUUUGGUUUUUAAUCUCAUUUUUUAAAACUCAUCAUUUAUAUUAAAAAUGAUGCGUAGCUGUUGAAUAUCGUAAAGGGGUGUGUGUGUGUAUUGAUCCACGAGUAAAAACAAGCUUCUAUGUGCAAACCUUGUAUCUGGCAGGCACAUGUGUUGGAUACAGUGCUGUUGCACUAACUAAUGAUUGUUACUGGUCCAUCAAAGAUGAUGGUGACUGAUCACUUGUUUAGAGAGAAAAGCAGUGAAAGAGCACUUGUUUAGAGAGAAGCAUUCUGGUGAUGAGUACUUUUAGAGUGGCUGCUGCUAAUCACAUUUUAGGUCAUAUAGGCAAGUACAGCAGUGAAUAUAGCUGCACAUUCUUCAAGGUUUUUGGAUCAGCAGCAGUAUUUUAUUCUCCAGUGCAAAGAGAGUAUGAGUAUUAAAUAUACUUAAGGACAAUUUCAAAUAAUAUCCCUUACAAAGCAUUCCCUAAAAGAAGAGCUGCCAAUUUGUUGCUUUGGCAAAACAUUGAUCUGUGCCAUUUUUUUUCCAACUCCAGAAGUUAUACAAGAUAGAAGUAGGGAUGUAUUGCUUUUCUAUAAAAUUAAAAUGGACAGCUUCCAGAGAUUAAACAUGUAAUAUAGCAAAAGCUAUUAUAAUGUCCAAACCAUCAUUAAACCUACCAGUUAUUAAACACACAGAGAGAUCAAUAUAUAUAAAAUAGGAAUCUGGUUAGGAUGUUUACAGGCUUGAUCCCAGAGAAGUCUCAUAUUAUAAAAGGUGUUCCCUAAGCUUUCCUGGACCAUCUCGUGUGGAUUUUAAGGCUCAAAACCAAAUUGAAAUUCAACUAAUUGUCUUCCAGGACUGUCCCCAUAUGUUUAAAGUAAUUGGAUCAUAGUGGACUGUAACUGUAUAAAAACUGUGUGUUUAUAUUGCUUAGUCUCGGUAGUAAAAAGUUCGUGUUGGUUUGUCUGACGUUUCUGAAAACGAAGAUGGUUUGUUUGAUUUUAAUUAAGAAAUUUGCCAUCUUGCAGUUCUUUAAUUACUAGUAGUAAAAUCACUUCUAUAUAUGUUGGAAAUGGUUCAAUGAAAUCUCAUCUGUAUCUGGUAAAUCAUGGCCUCAAUUUCCAAAACUUCUUUCACUUAUUGUUCAACUAAUCCAGUGUAUUACUAUGCCUAGCAGAUUUGCAGAAUGGUUCCAUUGCGUUUCUGUUUUUUCUCAGUAUUUCAUAUAGCAUAUGUUUUAUUACCUCUGGUGCUAGCUGCCAUUUUGCAAUGAUCUAUAAUGUGCAUCUCAGUAUAAUGGAGAACAUAUUUGACUUACAAUAAAAAGGACAUAAUAUUCUUUGUCAUGCAAGUGGACAUCUAGACCCUUUCCAAAAACUUUGACCCAUCCCAGUGCAAGAGCAGAAGCAUUUUGUGCUGUACUACAGAAAUGGUCUUGAAAUUAUCCCUUUCUGAAAUUUGCCCCCCACCCCAAAUUUUAUUGAUUUUCUCCAACCCUUUCUGAAAUGUUAUAUUGAAGAAUAACUUAAAAACAGACAAGGUUUGCCUAUGCAAUCAAAACUUCUGCUUAUAAAAAUACUUGUGUCUAGCACUUGAGUUGCUGAACAGCUGUAGAGUAGAGUGUGUAUGAUUUUAAUUAAACACAGGGAAGACAGGAUGCUGGUGAUCAUGGGUUCCUGCAAUAUCAGAAUAUGCAGCUUGUUCUGGGCAGAGUUGUGGUCCCUCUGAAGCAGCUCAUGUACAGAUUUGGGAUACUCUCUAACUUAGCGUUUUCCUUGGAUGCACAGGUAGCAGUGGCUAUCAGGGGUGCCUUUCCCUAGCUACAGCUUGUUCACUAGCAUGAUUUCCUAAAGAAAUCAUAGUAUUCGUUACUCAAAGCAUAGUUUGGUUACUUCCAGACUAGAUUACUGCAAUGCUGUCUAUAUGCCUUUGAAAACCAGAGACUUCACUUAGAACAAAAUACAGCUGCCAGACUCCCCCCCCCCCCUUGGAGAAAAUGGAUAGGAAAAGAUGGUUAUUUGGGAAUACAGUUGGGCAGGCAGGAAGGUUAAGUUCCCACGUGUGACUUCUUACUGGUAUUUAGUUGUGAGAUCUAUCCAGGCUUGAACUAAGGCACUUGCCAGCAACAUUUUCGGUUUGGUAAAUUAGAACUCCCCACAUCUCCUUAACUAGGAAACAAUGCUUUGCAGCCUGAUUCCAUGCAGAAUUAGACAGAAUGUCUCGCCAGAGUGGUGCAUGCUUUAGUUAUCUCCCACUUGGACUACUGCAAGCUCUACGUUGGACUACUGUGCUCUACGUUGGGCUACCUUUGAAGGUGACUCGGAAACUGCAGCUAAUCCAGAAUGCAGCAGCAAUACUGAUGACUGGGAGUGGCCACCAAGACCAUAUCACACGGGUCCUGAAAGACCUAGAUUGGCUCCCAGUACGUUUCCAAGAACAAUUUAAAGUGUUGGUACUGACCUUUAAAGCCCUAAACGGCCUCGGCCUAGUAUACGUGAAGGAGCAUCUCCAUCCCCACCCUUCAGCCCGGACACUGAAGUCCAGCUCUGAGGGCCUUCUGGCAGUUGCCUCCCUGCGAGGUUACAGGGAACCAGGCAGAGGGCUUUCUUGGUAGUGGUGCCCAUCCUGUGGAAGCCCUCUCAUCAGAUGUCAAGGAAAUAAACAACUGUCUGGCUUUUAGAAGACAUCUGAAGGCAGCCCUGUUUAGGGAGGUUUUUAAUGUUUGAUGUUUUAUUAUGCUUUUCAUUCUGUUGGGAACUGUGGCUUCAGGUGCACCUAAUCUGCAUAGGAUUGGAUUGCUAGCACAGCCAGGUGAUGGAGGCUGUUAGCAAUGUGUGCAUUUGUGUUGGGUCAGGAGGGAGCUGUACCCUGCUCUUAGUAGACAAAGGCAGUUAGUAGCCCAUACAUUGAAUCUAGGAUGAAGGAGGGGAUACCUGACAUUUUAACUGGACUGCAAGAGACAGGUCCUCAAAAUAAACAGUUGUUUUGGACAUAAUGCUAAGUGCUACAUAAACUAGCAGAAGCGAAUUGCAAGCUCACAAAUUCACCCCUCUUCCAGCAUUGCUAUGAGAAGGAGAUUGGAAGCAUCUGUUUCCUGUUUUAAGCUAACUGCACUACAUCAUGUCUGAACUGGGGAAACACUGAUUAAACAUGGUUUUGUUACAAAUCAUAAACCACAGUUUGAUUCUGAUUUGUUUCAACAAGCCAUCAUUUAAUGUUGUGUCCAAAACAUGUCAUUCAUUGUCAACAGCAUAUUUGGAGGUUGUGCCAUUUAGCUGAGCCCUAGCAGUGGCAAAAGAAAGAACCUAAAAACAGACAUCUUUCUGUGUUUGGGAGGGAGCUUGUGCAAGAGAAAGGGAAUGGCUGUACAGAGGUAGGUAUUAAAGAGGACCUGAAACGGGUGUGGUGCAACAUUCACCAGCCUAACAGAAGGCAUGCCUAAAAACUAUACUGUUGGCAUCUGUGGCCAUCCUCCCAUCAUUCCAUUCAGAAGCAUGGGUGUUUGGCCAUGAAUUGGGGGAAUAAAAUUAACAAAAGUUUGGCAGAACAUGUUGCUUGCUGUGCCUGUAAUAAUUUUGCUUAGUUCUGCAUUAAAAGAAAUUAAGUUAUGUUAUGUUUAAAAUCCAGAUAUUGAAUAAAGACAUUUUAAUUGGCUUGGGGUCUAUCUCUCCUAUGUGUUGGUUUUCAUAAAAAAAAUAAUACCUGCUGAGUUAGGAGUAUACAUUAAUGUAAAUGUGCAUAGACAUGCAGAUUCAACAGUACAAUCCUAUGCAUGUUUACCUUAAAGUAAGUCCCACCAUGUUGAAUGUACUAAUUCAAGGUAAAUUUGCAUGAGAGUGAGCCUUUAAUAGUAGAAUAGUUGGACAUAGACAAUAAAGAAAUAAUACAGCUAGACAGAUCUACAAUUUUUGCUGUCUAAACUGGAAUAAUUUUUAAAGCAAGGGCCUUGCCUGUUUUAGAAGCUAGAACAGAGAUGAGCAAAAUCGAGUUGCAGUUCAUUCCUUUCUCGUGAACUUGAUUAAGUUUAAGCCUCUACCUUCUGCUGAUGGCGGUGGGGGCUAUUAAGAUGGGCCUUCCCCAUGAGUUUUACGGAUCUGGUUGCUUUCUGACAUAUUUUGGGGUUUUCCUAAUGUUCUUGGUGUUCUUGGUUAAACCAUAGGAAAUCAUGGUUUGUAGAUGCUCUCUUUUGUAUUAUAAACCCUAUUCAUCUCUGUAUUCUGAGGAUUUGAAAGUGAAGAAAUAAGCACGUUGUUGGCUAGAGAGCAAAUUAUGGAGAACAGAUUAAAUCUGUAAGAAACUGAUGGCAAAUAACAUGCUAUAUCUCUGACACUAUUGUGUCUGCUUUAUGUUGUCUAGAGGAGUUGUCCUGUGUGGCAAAAGGUCUGUUGCAAUCUUGCCAGCAGGGCGAAGAAGUCUGUGCCAAAUUUGCAAUAAACAGUACAAAUAAUCACACUUUGAUUCAGUGGCUAUUAGAGUGGUGGUCACAAAAGAUUUCUCUGGUUGGUCUUGUUGGGUACUUUUCAGCUUGUGCAACCUGAGGAUAUGGACAAGUUGUUUGGAAAGAUGAGAGCUACCACAUGCACUCUUGAUCCUUAACCUUCCUGGCUUAUUAAAUCUGUCAGGCAGUUGGUUCAGAUAAGAUAGUAAAUCCUUUAUUGUGGGAGGGAGAAGUUCUAAUGACCCUGAAGGAGGCUGCAGUGAAAAACCAUCUAACACAUAAUUUACUCCCCUCCACAUGCUUUUUCUUCAUGUUAUCAGUAUAAUUGUGUUGUGUGUGUCAUUUUGUUGCCAUUGCUUAGCAGUGAUUUGACUCCUAAUUGUCUACUUCAGAUUGCCAGAAAUCUACCAGUAAAUUCCUAUUUACCUUUGGUCCAUCAUGUAUUGAAUUUUCCUUACCUGGUUAAGGUGAUGAACAUGUGAUGACAAUAUUGCACUAGGUUUUCUUGGAUGAAACUGAUAAUUGGGAUCCUUUCCAAUCUGGUUUCCAGGCUUGGUUUUGGAACUGAAACUGCUUGGUUGCCUUGGUAGUGGUUGUUUACUGGGUGGCGGGGAGUUGGCAUUCGUCUGUCUGGAGACAAUGGAGUGUACCUCCAUGGUUGAUGUCAAACCACACAGAAGUGACCUAGGGGCACAAGCCUGGGCAGUGUGUAUGGAGGAGGUCCUGGGCUAUCCAGAAGACAGAACCCCUGAUGUGGUCUAAAGGAAUUAAAGCAAUACCUUUGGCACCAGCUUGGCUGCAAGGGUUGCUAGGAGGUGGUGUACAAGGUGCAAUCCAGCUGUUUUAGGGACUUCACUUUGGAUUUGUGUAGGAUUUAUUCCUUAGCCUUUUAUUCUGCCAAAGAUACCUCACAAAGCAGCAGAGGUUUAGGAUCAGAGUUUUCCUUCUCCUGGGUGAGCUACUUUCCCAGGUUGACAAGUCCCAUCUGCCCCUCACUUCCCUCUGCAGCACGUGCAGAAACCUCCUUCUUGACUGUAGGACCCACUAUUGGUCUCAUCUACUCAAUUCACUGGAGCCUGUCUUUGCAUGCAGGGGAAGUCCCUAGUUCACCUGGUUUAGCUGGCCUGUUGAAUCAGUUUCCUGGGGUGUGGCCACUGCCACAUGCUGACAGCUUCUAGGAGCCAGAGGUGAGAGUAGAGUGCCAGAUGGGAACCAAAGGUAGACACCCCAGAAGGAGCAUGACAUGUCCCCUACAAGAGGUAUUAUCUCUCACUUAAUGCCCCAUAUACCCCUCCCGCAACCCCCUGGGAAGUGUAUCCCUGUUAAUUCCCUUAGUCCUCUUGGUAGCUUUUGAUGCCAUCAGCCAUUGUAUCCUUCUGGGUUAUUUCUCCAGGUUAGGAGUGGGGAGUCCUGUUCUGAAGUGUGUGCUCCAGAACAUCAUGCUGGGAGACUGCUAACAUGACCGUUGGCCUGUGGGAUGGUAUUUCAGCCUGUCUUCCAUGUUUUAACAUCUACAUGAAACAGAUGGAAGAUGCUUUCUAAUCUCAGGGAAGCAAUGGAAAUACUGAAUUGUAGACAGGCAGCUGUUUUGGCCUAGAUGAGGGUGAACAAACUGACAAUCUGGACAAGAUGAAAUAAUCAUGGAUUAGGUAUUCUGUCUGUUCUGGAGGUGCUUGCAGUCCCACUGAAGCAUCACGUUUGAAGUUUAGGAGUUCUCUUAGGCUCAGAUAUGUGCUGGAUACUAAGGUGCAGGCAAUGACCAUGAGUGAUCUUUACUGAUUCUGUCCUGAAUGCAGACUGUGUCAUUUCCAGGAGAAAUUAGACCUAGUGUCAAUCAUUCAUGCUCUUGUCAGCACCCUGUUGAAUUAUUACAAUGCACUCUACAUGGAGCUGCCAUUGAGUACAGUCUGAAAGCUACUGUUGGUUCACAAUGUGGCUGCCCAGAUUCUGACAGAGUGCUUGUUUAUAUUGCUUUCAGGUUCAAUUUAAGGUGCUGACUUUGAUCUUUUAAAAAUCCCUAAAUAAUGUGGGACCAGACUAUAUUGGGAAUCACAUUCUUCCAUAAGAACCUGCUUGGGACUUUAACACCACUUCAUAGAUUUCUUUUGGUUCUGCUGCUGUCUGAAAUAGGUUAUAUGAGGACCCAGGCAAAUGUGGUGUUGGCAGAAUAACCUCACCGCACCCCUUUCAGUGGGCAAUGAAGAUUAUUUUAAGCAAGUUUGUGUAAGAUUCUGACUUUAUCAAGUGUUUUGCUGCUAUUUUUAAAUGCUUGACUGUGGUUUUGCUAUAAUUUAUUGUGGCUGCCAGUGAUUAUUUUAUCUCUGUAUUAUGUUUGAGCAGCCUUGUGUGCAUGGUUCAGUAAUAUAAAUAAUAAGCAUUCUGAGAAUGUUUUCCUGCCUUGUACAUUUAACACAUACCAGUGAGCCAUGGGAAGAUGGUGAAAUCAUCCCAUUCAUGAAUUGGAAGUUAUGUUACUGGGUUCUGGUAAGGUGAAAUGCUUCAGCAGAUGCAUGUGAGGCAGAACUUGGUACAGAGUAAGAUAGUUGAAAGUAGGAAGCGGUAGCAUAAUACUAAAAUGUCACUUAUUUUUCUACUUGACUAGAUGUACUGCUUGGGAAAGAAACUGGGCUACUUGCAUUCUUCCUUUCUUGUAUUUCUUACCUUUAUCUAGAAGAUGCUUGGCAAAAAUUUGUUGCCUUUGCUUUACCAAGGGUGCCUGUACCAAGCAUAUCUCUUAUAUAUAAUUCAGGGGAAUCUUUUCGUUUCCUUGCCUGUUCUCUGUUGAAGUUCCUCCCAACCUUAAUCUUUACCCUGCACUUAUAAGCAUGUAUGUACACAGCCAGAGGGAAGAACAAGCCCAUGCUGCUGUGAGAAAUAUACUGUGUUUUCUAAACAACUGCUUAGGUGGAGUCUCUCCAUCCUGAAGAGAAGCAUUACAAUUAUUUAAUUAUGCAUACAUAUAUGCAUACAUGCAUAUAUACCCCGCCCAUCUGGCUGGGUUGUCCCAGCCACUCUGGGCAGCUUCCAACACACAUAAAAAUAAUAAUAAAACAUCAAACAUGAAUAGUAACAAUCUAAUCCAAUAUAAAAAGUCAUAGUAACUUUAAAAUAAACAAUUUAUAUCAAAUAAAGCAGUAUUAUAGAAUCCAAUAGUAAAUAGUAAAAUUAAACAUCAGCACAUAAUAAUUAAACAGUUUACACCUACCAGUUACAAUAAAGAAUUACUAAUCUAUAAUCAGUAAAAAAUUACAGCAAAUCACAAUGCAUAAAAUACUACAAAACCAUGUAAAAUGAUCAAAUUGAGAAACAAGGACACACAACUUACAAAAUUAUUUUUUAAAAAUAUCUCUGAACUCCUCUUUUCCCAGCUGCUUUUGCUGCUCUCAAAAGUCAUGGUCUGAUAGACUCCCAGGGCUGGAGGGUGGGGCAAGGCAGAUGGAAAAGCCAUUGCCUGCAGAAAGUCUCUCUCCUCUCACUACUAUGGUAGUAUAGGAUCUAUAGUCUCCCUCUCUACCCCCUCAGUAUAGAAUAGCAUUAAGAGCUCUUGCUGUGCCCUCUCUCCAUGUCGGUGUCAACCCUUGGGAAACUGGGUUAGCAUUCACGGGGUUAGGUGACAUUUAUGGUUCAGGCAUUUUUGUAAAACCCAACAGUACAGGAAAACAUAGUGCUACUAUGACUCCCACAUUUCCAGAGCAAUGCAAAUUUUGAGCCCUGUAAAUGGUGUCUUUACGGCCACUGAUAAAACAUAGUGGUAUCCUUUCACUAUUUUUCUACCAAGAGAAAGUUUACUUGUGCAACAGUGACAGAACUGCUGUGAUCAUCUGUAGAGGAUGCUUAUUAAGCUAAGUAUUAAAAUAAGUGCUUUGUUUUAGGUUUGGAUUACUAAUAUACAGUUGACUCGCAACUUCUGUGGGAGUUACUUUCCAUGUAUGGCAUGUAAAGCUGAAAUAACCCUGAAUCUGCCCCCACCCAAGCAUCCUUUCUGAAGCUGGCGGUCUGAACAGGCCUUUGCCCUCCAUGCAGUGUGGAGAGCUUUUAAACUGUCUGCACAUUUGUGCAUUUAAAAUGUUCAAUAUUAACUGGCCAGCCACCAAGUGUGUAAAGCUGUGAUUGUGGAAGUUAAAUGCCAUGCAGGGUGCAAGUUGGCUAUUACAUUUGAAGGCUAUAUUUGGUGAGGUCCAAAACUUUUGGAGAGGAUGCUUUUGUUCUUUCUCCUAGUUCUUGGCAUUGGCUUACUUCGAGAGAAUUCAAGAUGCUACUCUCAUUCUUUCAAUAGAGAGCAUUUGUUUUAAAGUCAUACCUCGGGUUAAAUAUGCUUCAGGUUGAGCGUUUUCAGGUUAUGCUCCGUGGCAACCUGGAAGUAACGGAAUGUGUUACUUCUGGGUUUCGCCGCUUGCACAUGCGCAGACGCUCAAAAUGACGUCAUGUGUGGAAGUGGCGAAUUGUGACCUGCGCACGCGCAGAUGCGGGGUGCGUUCGCUUCAGGAUGCGAACAGGGCUCCGGAACUGAUCCCGUUCGCAUCUAGAGGUACCAUUGUAUUUAUAGCAUAAAAGCAUUUCUGGAUACUACAUAAGGUGGUAAAAAAUAAAAUUAGAAGUUUGGAUAACUUAAUGCGGGGGUAGGGAACUUCUGGCCUAUGGGCCUCAUUAGGCCUACCAGGUUUUUCUGUUUCACUUGCAAUGCCAUUUUGGGCAAGCCAUGCCUAUUUGCCCUAUACCUGAUGUCACAUCUUAGGAAAUGUAUGCUUGCAAUACAAACACUAUUUACUAAAAUAAUGCAAAAUUGUAGUUUACAUGUGAUAGGCAUUCAAAAUUAGAAAACAUAAGCUACGUGAGGUAUGUUUAUUCGCUUAUUUUUUCAGUUUUGUUAAUGUUUUAUCAAUUAUAAAUGCCUUAUUGAUUUGUUAAACGUAUAAUAUGACUUAUACUGUAAUUCUGAUGUUUUGCUUAUUUAUAAUAUAUAUAUUAUAUAUAUUAUAAAUAUUAUAUAUAUGUGUGUGUGUGUGUGUGUGUGUGUGUAUAUAUAUAUAUAUAUAUAUAUAUAUAUAUAUAUAUAUAUUUUAUACUGAUGAUUGUUUUACUGAUGAUUUGUUAAUUAUAUGAUUUAUGCUGUAAUUGUGAUGUUCUAGGAUGUUACUGUUACUGUUUCUAAGCCGCUUUGGGAUUCAUUUGAAUGGAAAGCGGCAUAGAAAUACAAUGAAUCAGCAGUCAAAUCAGAUGUGCAGCAAGUAACAGUCUGGCUCAGCCAAAAUGAGAUUUGAAGGCACUGCUGAUCAGAGGUGGUUGCUGAUUGUCUGGUCUUGAGGAGAGCUUUGCAAGACUUCACAAGACUUGAUAGUCUGCUGUUCGUUGGGUCUUGUGAAGCCCUUUGCACUACACUGAGAUUGAAUUGAUUAUUUUAUAGGCCUGUCAUAUAACUGGGUUCUUUAUAUUGGUGAUUACAAGACUAAUUAAGUUAUUUGAUUAAAAAAUACCGCUAUAAGUAUGUGAUGAAAGUUGUGUAGGAACACAGAAAAUAAGAUGCAAGCAAAUAUGGUUGCCUUGUAUUCAGUUUAUGCAGCAGAGUGGAGAAAUGAUAGUGCUUCUGUAGUGUUUUUGUUUUGAUGACUCAGCAACUGCGUCAGUAACGGUGUGUUGUAAUGUUGUUUAGCAAUUAGCAGGUUUAAUAUUCAGCAUUUCCAGUAAUUAUUGGAGAAGAAAUAUAAAAGCUACCUACCUGAAAUUCAUUUUUAUAACUUCUGUUUUUGAACACGAUACCUUAACAUUUUAAAAAUACUAGUCUGUUUAGACAUGCUUACAAAUAAUAAAGAAAAACUGGUAGUCUUGAAAAUGUGGCUUGAACAGUUCACCUGACUUGGCUCUGGCCUAGAAGCCUCACCAAAAGCUUCUACUAACUCUUGUGUCUUUUUCUUGGCAUCAGUGGGAACAAAGUUAGUUAAUACAACGUUGUGCUCUCUGGACUUUUAUCUAGUGGUUGCUAUGUUUCAUAAAACUCUUUAUAUACCUUCUGUACAAAAGCAGCACAUUUACCUUUUUACUUCUGUACUAUUUUUAAUGCUUUUCCAGGUUUUAUCAUUUAAGUGUUCUGAUAUUUUAUGGGAUUGCAAUAUUAAACCUAUAGACGUGUUUAUAGAAAUCAGCUUAAAGUAAUUUAAGACUGCAAUCAUCUGCACACUUACAAGUAAGCUUGUGCAACACAGUUGGGUUUACUUAUGCAUGGUGUUCUGCUGUGCAUUGUGUCUUCAUAUGAAGAUGCUUCAGAACACAUUUAACCAUUUGAAUAAGCCUUUAUUCAGUUCUUUACUGUUGAAAGAAAAAGAAAUAUUGCACUUAAAAUGACUGACAUUUUAUUACAGUGGAACCUCGGGUUACCUACCAUCCUCCUUAUGAAUGCUUUGUGUAAUGAGUUCCGCUAACCUGGAAGUAGGUCUCCUGGUUGCGAACUUUGCCCCGGGAUGCGAUCAGAAGUUGUGCGGCAGCAGCGGGAGGCCCCAUUAGUGAAAGUGCGCAUCAUGUUAAGAACAGUUUCAGGUUAAGAACAGACCUCUGGAACGAAUUAAAUUUGUAACUGGAGGUACCGCUGUGUAGCAUCUGUGGUUGAAAGUUUAAAUUAAGCAAAAUGUUUUCAACAUUAGUUAUUUGAGUUGUUAGUGAUGAAGUUUGAUACUAUUUGGGAAGUCUAAACUCUAAAAGAUCCAGUUGCUCUUUACACCAGGGGUGGCUAAUCUGUAGCCCUCCAAAUGUUGGACUCCAACCCCCAUCUGCCACAACAAGCAUGUUCAGGGGUUGGGGUUGAAGGGAAUUGUAGUUCCACAACAUCUUAAGGGUCAAAGGUUCUCCACGUCUGCUUUACAUAGUUUAAGAUGUGAUAGUAUUGGAAAACAUCACUUCCUCCCUCAUCCAACCAUUCACAUUGGUUAGAAUUAAUACUGUUGUACCUUUUAAGGCCACAGAAACAUAAUACAUUGAGCUUAAUUAUUAUAUAUGAUAGUAGUCCUUGCCCAUUUUAUUGGCACCAAUAAAUCUCUUGCAGCUAAGGCUGUGAUAGGGGAGUGAUACUGAAUUUAUUUUCUAACAAGAAUUUGAAUACUGUACGUGCAGAUUAAAGAUAAUACAGAACCAGAAAGAGGUUUGCUUGAAAUAUAUUUCAGUGUACGAAGAGGAACAAUUUCCUUUUCCUAUUUGAACAUGCUGCUUUGUAGCUAAUAAAAAUAAUCACAGCUUAUGUAUGUGAUAGGUUGGGCUGGCUUGCUCUUCUCGUCCUUUCAUAUGGCUGGAAGGUAGGUGUUCUGUUAGGUUUUGAUUCACUUGCAAAGAAAUUUGGUUUUGUGUUACAUAUGAAUUGAGUAUUGUGGCUUUCAGCUAACAGUGAUUACCAGUGUUCUGGCAAUGAGCUACAAAACCAUAAAUGACUUGGGGCCUUUAUACCUGAAGAAGCACCCUGGAAGCAUUGAUGGAGAACUUCUGACCCUUGUUAGCAUCCCAUCUUUGUGUGUUGCACAUAGUGUGGUGUGGGAGAGAGCCUUCUCUUGUGGCACCCUGCUUGUAGAACGUCUGUUUCACUUAUAUUUGACUGGCAUCAGUCUUGUUUUCAUUUUGGCACCAGGUUAAACUUGGUUAUUUGCUUAAGCUUUAGUAAUUGUUAAUCUCACUGAUUAAUUUGUAUUGACUGUUAAUUGUAUGUUAAGAUUAUUUAUUUUAUCAACUCCUGGUUCAUUGUUGGCUUUAUUACAAGAUUGGUGUAUCCUGCCCUGAAAUUCUCGGAUAGAGGACAUAUUAUUUGAUGUAAACUGUGGUGCUUAGCUCAUACUUGAUCUAAAGCCAAGAUUCUUUGAAAGUGAAACUAAGCUCUGCAGAAGACUUCCUGACCCUGCAGAAGGAGCAGAGAAAUCCAUGGACCUGAUCGUUUCCCCUUGGUUUGUGGAGGUUCAUGCAUAUAAUGCUGAACCAUGGUUUAGCAUUUUAUGCAAACCGGGCUUAUAUUUUGAGUAGCAGUAGAGCUUCUACUUCAUAAUGGAUCUUAAUCUAUAGUUUGCUGCUUUAAAAUGCUUUUCCUGGAAUUCUAUUGCUUCUUAGGCAUUGCUAUUUUGUCCUAGUCUUGCAAACGCAUAAUGUUUUCCAGUAUGUCCGAUACUGGACGUUUUGCCCCUAGACAAUCAGGGGGCUUUGCAGCUCAGUAUAACAUUAGAAAUGCUGGAAGUUGAUGGUUUCGAAUAAAGAAAGAAAUAGACAGUUUUCAGGUAAAAUAUUGCAUACUCUCAUUUUGUAAGGCUAUGACACUCCUGGUUCUCAGUGUUAGGUGUGAAGCCUGCUGCAUCUACAUCAUGGAGGUGUUUGGCUUCCUAAAAUAAAGCUUAAAAGAGAAGUUAUUUCUUUUCCAGAAACUAGUUAUGUCUGCACCUUUACAGAAGGUGUGUCCAGUGGUAUGUGCAAAUGAGAUUUCUGUCUAGACCAGCCAUUGUUCCUGCCUUGAUGGCUAUUGUUAAUCCUUUUACCCAGAAUCCAAUAGCUGGAUGAAAUGGGUGUGAUGCAUGAGACCCCCACCUUUUUCACUUUGAAAACCUAAAAUUUCAGGGGUCUAGAUCAGGGGUCAGCAACCUUUUUCAGCAGGGGGUCAGUCCACUGCCCUUCAGACCUUGCGGGGGGCCGGACUAUAUUUUGAAAAAAAAAAAGCAUGAACAAAUUCCUAUGCCCCACAAAUAACCCAGAGAUACAUUUUAAAUAAAAGGACACAUUCUAUUCAUGUAAAAACACCAGGCAGGCCCCACAAAUAACCCAGAGAUGCAUUUUAAAUAAAAGGACACAUUCUACUCAUGUAAAACAUUUUGGUUCCCGGACCGUUCCCAGGGUGGAUUUAGAAGGCGAUUGGGCUGAAUCUGGCCCCUGGGCCUUAGUUUGCCUACCCAUGGUCUAGAUCAAAGAGUGAGGCAACUGAGUUCUGUAGCAUAGACACUGUGAGAUUGGUGCUAUCUGGUGUGUUCCUGCUAUCUUGAGAGAUUAUAACGGGUUCCCUCAAACUUUGUCACACUAGAGCAGUGGUUUUCAACCAGUGUGCCAUGGCACCCUGGGGUGCCUUGAAUGAUGGUAAGGGGUGCCACGGCCAACACUAGCCUGUCCCUCCCCCCCCCAUGCACUCUCGUGUCUCUGCCUUCCAAAGGCUUGCAUAGCUGUUUGUUGCAGCAGCCCUGGCUACUAGCUCCCCAGGCAAACAGUGCCUCGGGGGCUGGCCAGGGGUGCUGGUUGUCAGGAGUAAGCAAGCAAGUGGACAGACAAGUCCCAGGCCCCUGUGGGGCAAUGUGAGGAGACGUCUUUCUUUGGGGCAGGGGUGGGGCGGCUCAGAGACCAGGGAUGGUAGCAGCAGCUGCCUGGAGGACUCCCAAGGAGAGGGAAGAGGAGCAGAGGCUGAGGGAAUACUCCACAAGGGAGGGUCCUCUAAAAAGGAUGAGAGGCUGCUAGCUCUGCAGGCAAGGGGUGACAUAACUGGGCACCUGAGUCCCAUAGGGGUGCCGCAGAAAGAAUAUAGUUGGUCAAAGGAGCCGUGGACUCAAAAAGGUUGAAAACCUCUGCACUAGAGGAUAACUGUGCCAGCUCAUUUCCCUUCAGUUGCUAUGGAGAGUGUUAUAUGCUUUCCCUAUCAGAACAGACAGGGUUAAGAGCACUUUGGGCAGAAAGAUUGUAUAGUCUUCUAGCUGGAGAGUUUCUUGCUUUUUUUUUUUUUAAGGCACUAGAGUUUUAGGAUCUGUAUUAGAGCAAUGACUGGCUAUCCUCCAGGGCCUCAAAAGCCACUGGGAUGUUUCCAAACGCAACAGCAAAAGAACCCAUUGGUUCCUCUAGAGAGCGCCCGUCAAAUUUGAAUUGCCUCAUGAGAUUUCAUGAAGAUGCAAGGUUUCUUUUAAUGCCUCUGUGAUAUUUAUAUUUGGAAGCAUUUUUUAAGUGUAGCAGUACAGAGUCCCAGUUUGCUCUUCUGAAUAGCUGCAGUCCAAAAUAGGUGAAUGAAUAAAUUUACAUUGUGAAUUAUUGAGGAGUUUGAAGGGUUUCCCUAAAGAACGGCCUUGCAGUUACCUUGCUAAGUAAAAAUUAAAGAUGAGCUUGUUUUUAUCCCAGCUUUCAUGAGGCUUCUGUCUUAUCCAUUUCAGUGGCAUAAUCACCUCUCUUUUUACCAGAGUUUCAGUUCCCUGGCUAAAGGAACUCCUGGAAUAAUAAUAACAAUAAUAAUUCACUUUAUUACCUGCCCUUCAUCAUCAGGUUCCAGGGUGAGUUCGAACAAUUUUAAAUUCAAUUUUAAAACCGUGAAAUCAUAGCUUGGUAUAGGGCUUAAUUCUCUGUAUUGUAUGUGUAAUACACCUUUUAAUUAUAUAUUAUGCUGAAAUCCUAAGAAGGAAUGAGAAAACCCACUCCUGUUAGCGAAUGGGCUUGACUGUAUCAGGUUUGUACACCAAGGGGGGCGGGGAUUAUGUUUGUUGCUUGCAGAGAGCACAGAGUGUUUUCUAUUGUACCUUAUCAGAUAGCGACUUGGUAUUCUCUUAAUAUUUUCCUCAAUAUUAAGGAAUGUGCUUGGUAAAUGAAAUCUGGAAUUCACAGUGUCCAGCCUGUUUUCUGGGUCUUCAUGCCUUGAUUACUUCAUCUUAGUAUUGUGAGCUUCUUAAAUCCAUAUGUUGUAUUUUAGCAAAAGUAGAGACUGGUGGAGUGAAUCUGUUAAUAGGGAAGCUUCCUGUAGAAAGACUUUCCUGUUGAAGAGCUUCUGGGCUGAUGCCUCUUUUUCUCCUGUUUUGUCUAGUGGAGCCUUUCUUACAUUGAUUUAAAUCAGGGUUUAUGAACUUCUGAGUUCAUUGUCUCCUUGUUGAACUUUUAAAGUUGCCAUCAACCCACACUUCAAUUAUUAGGAAUUAAAGGAAAUAAAGUAAAGGAAUAACAGUAUAUAUUCAACUUUUAUUAGUUACCCAUCACUGUUACUAGGAAUAUCAAAUGUAAGAAAAGGAAAUAGAACAAGUGAAAAUAACGAUGAAACCAUGCCAUUCUGUACAUGCCCUUUAUUUCUGAGCUUAAUAGUUUCUAAUUUUUUUGCUCUGUACCAUGUAAACUUAUGUUACACCCCUAAGAGUGCUGUUAGACUCAGGUCCUGCUUGCAUGCUUCCCACAAGCAUCUGCUUGGCCACUGUGAGAACAGGAUGCUGGACUACAUGGAUCAUUUUCCUGAUCCAGCAGGUUGUUAUGUUCUUAUUGCCCUUUACGACCCCAUGGUCUUUAUUCACAUCCUGCAUCGUCCCAUUUACCCCAGGAGGUCAAUAUAAACUGCUUUGAGAAACCCAGAAUUAAAUUACAGGGUGGAAUUGCCCUGUUUUUCCUCUUCCCCACUCCUAGAGUUUCACAUUCCUAUUAUAUAUUUAUUUAUAAAUUUAUUCAUAAAAUGUUUGUUAAAAGUAUGUAUCAAACUUGAACUUUUCACGUCAAGAGCAAAUUUGAUAUCCUUUUGAUUCAGUGAGUGCGUGACACAUUAUCAUCUUUAUAUGCUAGCAAAUGAAACUUGCAUUUUGCUAAUAUGAGCAGAGGUUUCCCAAAUCCAAGUCUGAUUCAAAUCUAUAGAUAAGUGCUUGAAUUCUACCAGGGUGAAUUGAUGUAAAUUAAAUAAUGAUUUAAAUCAGCAAGAGAAAAAGUUGGAGUACCCACUGAUACGGCAUAUAUUUCUUAAAACUUAAUGGUGUUUUAUUUUACAACUAACAAUAGUUACUGUAUUUAUCUGUAUAUAAGACCGUCAAUUUCCCCAAAAAAGCUCAACAAGUUUGGGUGCAGUAAAUAUAUUGGUGCUUUGAAUAUUUAAUAAAAAAAGCGAAGUUGCUCUGUUUGAAGUUAAAAUAUUGAUUGCUUAAUUUUGGGUUCAAAAAAAUAGGGGUUGUCUUAUACAUGGGGGCAUCUUAUACACGGGAAGAUAUGGUAUUUUCUUACAACCAGGCCUUUCAUCUAUUUAUUUCAUGUUAUACAUCUUACAGACUUUGUUUUUUUAAAAACAAACAAACAACAACCCCUAUAUAGUUAAAAAUAUUGCUGUACAAGUCUCUCCUAUGACUGGCAGCCAUGACAAUUGAUUAAGUACACCAGAUAAUUUUUAUUUUCUUUCUAGUUAUGCUCCUUUAUAUUUCUCUUUGCCUUGGCUUUGCAACCCUUUGGUUGCAAAGUAGCAACCAAAAAUGAAAUACCAGUGACUGAUGAUUACUGGCAGACUAGAGCAGUUUAUAUUCACAAGGUGAUGGUGGUUAUGUUGAGCUGGUACUGUGUAAGGGCAGUAUUCUACCAACUUCUCCAUCAGCAUAAGAUUUGCCACUAGCACAAUGAGACUUCACCCAUCCCCCUCUAUGCACACCCCACCACCCCACCAUUUCCCUGAAUCUGCUCUGGGGGGUUGUGGAAAAUCUAGAACAGAUUUAAAGGGGUGUAUGAGAAGGGGGAUAGUUCUUCUGUGCAAGCAGACAGCUUUGUGCUGAUGAAACUACUUAGCACUAAAUUGAAUACAACCCUAAGUAUUCGUAGGUGAGAAAUGAUCAGAUUGGUUCUUUUACAUAAAAGUCCUUUGGCUCAAACGUAUCUGAUAGAGGGUCUUGAUUUGGCUUAGAGAUUAACUGUAGUGCUUAUAUCUAGAUAUUUAAUAUUAACUUAUUUAAAAGAAACGUUGGCUGAAAUCCAACACCAUGUGAGUUGGCAUCUGCAAUCUGACUACCCCUUCCUUUUCUGUCUGCCUGCAGUCCCCCAUCCACCUGCUCCAGAGGUUUGAAAAGGCAUAGUGUCAAGGGUUAGCUGCAGAGGGAAGAGAGAAAAGGAAAAUUGUGUUGUGCAAGCAGAAGUCUGUAACGUUGGCAGAUACACACCUGAAUAUCACCCUUAGUAUAUAUACUUAAAAAGCAACACACACCAUUUUUAUACACCCUGAUUCUCACAGCCCAGCAUUUGUGAGUGUGUCUUUGAACUUAUAUUGCAGUGGUGGUCUUUAAGGCAUACUUAAUAUUCUGCAUUUGACUCCCAGAUUUUAUAGUGCUCCGAUUUUAGAUUGUUCUAGUGGUGAAUGUGUUGACCUACAUUUAUGCUAACUUUUAGCUUUCAGAAUAGAAAUGGCCUGGCCAUUUUGAAGUACACAUCGUAUUUUCUCAUUUGGAGGGAUUUUUGUACAAAUAAGUUGCCUAGUAGUAUUUCAUGGAUUGUCGUAAUUUAGCUGUCAAUGUGGUAUUAGGAUUACUUUUGAUUUAGGUCUCCCAUUUUGAGUGAGAAAAAUGCACAUUUCCUACUUUUAUAGUAAUUGCGUUUUUUUGGAUAAUGAUGUAUACUUCAGCACUCUGGAUCAUGUGAAAAUGCUCUACUUUGAAAUCUCUGUAAAUAGGUAGUCUCAGAUAUGAUGUAUGAAAAACGGACUUAAAUGGAUUUUAAAUGCCUUAAUAUAGAUAUAGGUUGAACAGUAAGUUCCUCUUUGUGUCUUGUAGAAGUUUGAGUCAUAUUUAGGUAACAUCGUUUCUUUUCAUUGGUUAGAUAGCAACAUUACAGGCUAAUCCUAUUCAGCUGAGCUAACAGAGCCAUGCAUAAUUUUUAAGGGAACAGGAAGCACUUGUACAAAUCAAUACAUAUCAGGAUUAUAAUUUUAUAUUGGUCUGUCAUCUGCUACGUGAUAUAGUAAGUAUUUUUACUUGUAUCUGAAAAUUAAUAUAAACUUUUAAUUUUAUUUUUUAGGGACCAGUUAUUCUCCACAAGAAAAUUCUCAUAACCAUAGUGCUCUUCAUAGCUCAAAUUCACACUCUUCUAAUCCUAGCAAUAAUCCAAGUAAAACAUCAGAUGCAGUAAGUAUCUAUGGUGAAUUAUGCAACUUUGUUUUACUUUAUUUAACCCACAGACAGUGCGUUCUCUGGCUAAUUUUCAAUUAAUGCAAAUUAUUAGAGCAAGACUGGUCAGGCUGUGUUCCACAUUCAGUAUUUGAGUUCAUAGCACAUAAUAUGAGUGAUAAAUACACAUUUCAGAAAGCUAUUCUCUUGCAUAUUGUUUUGAACCCAUUGUUUCUUCAAGUCUGGUAUGGCAGUAGGUUUAAAAACUAUGGCAAAUAGAACAUCCAUGAAGGAAGAUGUAGGUCUACUGUUGGAAAUAUUUUUACCCAUUGCAGAUGUAACAUUGGUGUGUGUUUAGGGAGUAGACUAUGGGAUUGUGCAUUCUGUCCCUUGGUUUGUCUGAUUGAAUGUUCAAUUCCAAUUUAAAGAAAUUUGGACAAUCCCAGAUUCCUUUUCACAACAUUGAUUCAACCCAGUUUGGAAACGGAAUUUGGAUUGUCCUCAGAUUGAGCUAGAAGUAAUUAUGAUCAGACUUAAACCAAGGUAGGUGGGAAGGCAUGCACAAAAACAUGAUCCAGUGCUGGAAGCCUAGUUAGCAUUGUCUGCACUGACCUUAAAUCUCUAUGAACACAAGGGUUCCUCUUACUAAAUUAAAGUAUAUGUUAAAGGACAAACUGGAAAGAGGGGUGGUGUGUUUUUUUGGGUAUAAUAUAUUAAGCUGAUUCCAUCACUUUUGCCCUCCCUUCCCCAAGUCCUAUGAUUCUGCAGAUGACUGGUCUGAGCACAUUAGUUCUUCUGGCAAAAAGUACUACUAUAACUGCCGAACAGAAGUUUCCCAGUGGGAAAAACCAAAAGAAUGGCUUGAAAGGUAAGUACUAAUAUAAGAGGUGAAAUGCAGUGUGGUACACUUGAUAUGAUUUAACUGUUUGCUUUUUCCUCUCCAGAGAGCAGAGACAAAAAGAAGCAAGCAAAAUAUCUGUCAACAGUUUCCCAAAAGACAGAGAUUACAGGAGAGAGGUGAUGCAGGCAACUGCUGCUAGUGGGUUUGCUAGUGGAAGUAUGUAUGUUUUAAUACAAUAAAAAAAUCUGCCUAUCCAUUUUCUAUGCUUUGUCAGUAAUUUCACAUCAAAACAAAUUUUACAGAUAUGCUAGACUUUAUAUGUGUUUUCUUGAUGUACUUGUGCCUGAUUCUUGCAUAGACACUGAAAUGGUUCCUGUGAUUUAUUUUAUUAGCAUGAAUUGUACUCACAGCCCUUGCACAAAGCACCAUAAACUGGUGCUUUCCCCCUUUUCUUCAGUGACAAGUUCACCAGCAUGUCUAAAGUUCUCUGUUUGGGUUGAGAAUCUAGGUUGCUUUGUGUAUUAAUUUCAAAAAUGGGUCAGUUUAGGAAUUGUUUAUAAAUGUUGCACAUUCCACCUUUCUCAUGAAUUUCAAGCACAAUUGUAAUAUCAGUAUGAAAGCAUACUGAAGAUGAAACCUUUCAUUUUUAUAUUAAAAAUAUUCUCCUAUAUCCCUUUACAACUUCAAUGUUGUUCCUUUACAACUUCAAUGUUGUGUAGGUUUGAAUACAAAUGCUUCUGAGUUUUCAAACUUGGAGUAAUUAAUUUAGAGAUGUGUCAUUAGUUUUUAUUAUUUUAUGUUGGAAUACUAGAUGCAAGUGUGUUUAGCUCCCUAUAACCCUUGAAGGCAGGAAUGUCAUUGCUUCUCAAGAAUAUUUUAGCAGCUUGUCCCCAGAAAUGGUAGUUCCACCUCCCUCAGAAGUUGAGGCGGGACCUGGGAGAGGGCAAUCUUUGUGGCAGCCCCUCUUUCCUCCCCACAGAGUUGCAUUUGGUUUCUUCACAAUGUAGCUUUUUGCAAAUUUGGAAGAUACAUCUCAUUACCCUAGCCUUUUGACACCUGAGAUGUGCGUUUCCUGUAAUUGGAAUCUGUUUUAACUUUUUAAAUUUAUUAUGAAGUGUUCAGAUUGGGCUGUUCCUCUUGCAAAAGACUUAGGCAGGAGCACAUAAUUGUGUGAGGUAGACUGCUUCUCAGUUUUUUCCUCCUGCCUAGGACAGAGCUCUCACUAUUUUGUGGGCUGUUAGUCAGCUGAGUCCUCUUUAACUCCUUUCUUUGUUAUUCUUUUGUUACUUAGUAAUCUUCCUCUUCUUUAGUUGUAGGAUACUUUUUCCUGUCUUUGUUACUGUUUGGUGUCUGUCCAUUUUUUUACUGUUUGGUUUCUGUCCUUUUAUUUGUCCUCCACUGAGGUAAAAACAACAACCCUUGUCUCCUUGCUAAAUAUCUUUUGCUAUUCUAUGCUCAGUGUUUUACUUCUAUUUAAUUAUUUACUUCUGGUCUUUAUUUCUUGUUGCUGGCCGUUUCCGUUUUGGCGGUGCCUUUGACACCUCAGAAGUGUGCUUUUGGGGCCCACUCUAUUCCUGUGAUUGGAAUCUGUUUUAACUGUUUUUAAUUUUAUAUUGUUGUAAUCCCCCCCCCGGGACCUACUGGUAAUAAAUUUAACAACAACAACAAAUAAUGGAAUUUGGUACUGAAGCACUCAAACCUUGUAAUGUGGCAUUUGUAGAUAUAAUAUGAAUAUUAGAAAAGUUAAAUUUGAUAAGUACUUCACAGCAUCGAGUAUUUUAUGAAAUAAUGUUCAUUCUUUACAAUUGGAGCUAGAAUAGGAUUAAAGUUCAGUAAAUGCAGAUAUAUUUACUUGGUCAGUAUUGGAGCUCUAAUUUGGUCUUUUCCGUUUCUCAUUGCAACAUUGUGAAUGAUAAACAAAAGUGGAAGAGAAGCAUUCCAGUGAUGCCGCUAAUAUGCUCCCACAGAAUAUUUUGUCUCAGACAAGCAGACACAACGACAGAGACUACAGACUGCCAAGAACAGAGACUCACAGUAGUUCGACCCCAGUACAGCAUCCCAUCAAAACAGUGGUUCACCCAUCUACUACCCCAAGUUCUGUUCCACCUAGUCCAUUUUCUCUACAGUCUGACCACCAGCCAAAGAAAUCGUUUGAUGCAAAUGGAGCAUCUUCCUUAUCAAAACUGCCUACACCCACCUCUUCCAUCCCUUCACAGAAAACUGAGAGAAAAAGUUUGUCAGGUAAAAACGUUUUUGGCUUCUCCAUGUUGUUACGUCAGAUGACUAUAGAAUACACAACCUUUAGAGCUGUAGCCUGCUUGCCCUAUGCAGAGGAGUUGAGGUUUACAUUAACCAUGAAUUUUAAACCUAGAGCUCCAGCUCAUAUAUUUGGUUGUCACCUAAUGACAUGUGUUGCUAUUUUUAUUUUUUUUGCCAUGACAUUUUCAGUGAUUUACUCAUUUUCUUAUAUCUGAAAAGUAUGCUUAAACAUCAAAUUGCUUCAAGCCUUUUCAGGAAAGCAUAAGUGGUAUAACUAGCUUGUUUGACAUAUUUGUGUGAUUAGUAUUCCUACACAGCCUCUCUGAAGCCACUGUGUUAAGAGAUCUUGACACCUGGCAUUGAAACUUUAGAAUACUGUGGGAUGUAUAUGAUUGGUGCUCUUGUGUAAGCACAAGGUCUGAUCCAGCAGCAGGUGUCCAAUAAUGGGGGAGAACGAGAGAUUUUUGUCUAGGCCCUCCCCCCUCCACCUGAACGUACAUAAUUUCAUUUGUGUAUUCUGAAGUCUCUGAUAUUCUCCAACAUCAGGAUACCUGACCAAAUAAACUCUAAUUUUGAACCUGUUUGACAACUGUGUGUUCUGUUCCUUGCUGAUACCAUCCAAAUUAUGUAUGCUUACAAUACUGUACAAACCCAUACAUUAAGGUUUUGCAGGUGCCACCAAAUCCAGUAAGUUUCACUUCUGCAGGUAACAUUGGUGGUGCUUUGCCCUUUCGGGAGUGAUAUAAAGACAUUAGAAACAGGCUUUGGGUCUAAAUUCAGGAACUGUAUCAGUUACACUGUCUACAGGCAUUAUUAGAUUUUUAUGUUAAAUAUUAAUAGUUUGAGCACAGGAUGUUUGAGAGUUUGAUAGAUAUUUUUUUCUGACAGUGCACAAAGUUUAGCAGAUGCCCUAGGGUGUGCACGACAUCUUUCACAAGCACAACACACCCAUUGAAUUUGCUAUGUGCUGAGAAGUAGAAUGGCUGUUGCAUGAGUGGGCUGCCACAAAUAUCACCCUUUGCUUUUACUUUGUAGCAUUGUUUUUAUCUCAUUAACCACUUUGGAAAUUCAAGUGUUCUGUAAUGCAUUUUUUUUAAAAAAAAACCCUAUAUAAUGGGAGAAAUUUAAAACCAGCCACAAAAUUUUGUAUAAUUUUGGCAAGUUUGAUUUAUUACUGUAUUUAGAGUAUGCGAAAGAAUAUGGGUUAUGAUGGGAAGAAACAUAAAUAUCUCUGUUUCUUCAGAAUCUAUGUCAAUGGACAAGUCUCUGUCCCACUCGUGCACAACUCCUUCCACAUCAUCUGCUUCUGGACUGAAUCCAGCUUCUGCACCAACUUCAUCGGCUUCAACAGUUCCUGUUUCACCUGUCUCACAAUCCCCAAUUCCUCCAUUACUUCAGGACCCAAAUCUCCUUCGACAGUUACUACCUGCUCUUCAAGCCACAUUGCAGCUUAACAAUUCAAGUGUAGAUAUAUCCAAAAUAAAUGAAGGUAAGACAGAUUUUUAAUAGUUUGUCCUAAUACUGUAUUGAACAAGGUGACUGCAUAUCUAGAAGUUACACUUCUACAUAAGGUAGAUUUAAAGUGUUAGUUUAAUGCAAUGACUGUAUCGUGCACUUUGCAAAUAUGUGUCCAAGCGAACAUUUACUAAGGUGAUGGGCAGGAAGGAAAGAUUUACAGGGGUGAAUUAGAGACAUAGAGACUGACUUGGCAAAAUAUCAGGGAGUGGCAUUUGUAGGGGAGAAUCCAGCUGGUGAUUCCCUGCUAUAAAUGCCUGCCACUGUAUUCGUGUAACAUGACAAAUGGGGUUGGGAACCUCCAUGUUUUUCUGCCUUUUAUCUUGCAUGAAGCCAAGACUGGCUGUAUUAAUGAAUUGGAAAUUAUUUUCAAUGUACUAUUUGCAUUGAGCUUAGGGGAAAGUGGGGGCAACAAUUGGAACUACUUGCAUUUCAGCCAGUGAAAGUUGAUUAACAUCUUAAAUUUGAUUUUAGUACAGUGCAUUUUAAACUGCAGUGCUGAACCAUUGAACCCAGUGUGGCAUACAUCUUAGUAGAACACACAGAGGAUUGCACUACUGCAGAUCCCUGCAGAUUCCUACAAUUGCUACUGCACUUACAGGAAUAAUGUGUACAAUUCUGGUCACUGCAGCUCAAAAGAUAGAUCUGGAAAACGGGAUAUUCAGGACUUUUUAGUUUUGGGGAAAUGGAAAGUAGAGGAAGUCAUGAUAGAGGAGAAUAAAAAUAUGUAGACUGGAGAAAGUGGAUAGAGAGAAGUUUUUCUCCCUUAACAUUCAAUGAAACGGAAUGUUGGAAGAUUCAGGACCAAAAAAACACCAGUGCCACUUUGCAUAAUACAUAGUCUUAUCCUCCAUUACUUUGUCAUUUAACUAUCAGUGGCUAUUAGUCACAAUGUCGUAUGUUCUGCCUCUUCUGUUUGUGCCAGUAUACAUCUGAAUACCAGUUGAUAGAGAACAGAAACGGGGAGAGUACUGCUGCUCUCAUGUGCUGCUUUUGGGCUUUCCUUAAACAUCUUGUUGGCCACAGAGAGAACAGGAUUUUUACUAGAGGGACCUUUGGUCUGCUGCAGCAGGGGUGCUCUUAGGUUCUUAUGAGAAACUGGAUCAGGAACUUAGUUUUAGGGAAUAGUAUUUUCUUUCAAACAUAAGUACUGUAGAUACACUGUUGCUUCUUUUCAGGGAAUGAAAGUGGUAAUCUUAAUUUGUCUGUUAGUUCUUACAGCUGCUGUGACACAAGCUUCUCUACAAUCUAUACUUCAUAAAAUUCUCACUGCUGGACCAUCUGCUUUUAAUAUAACUUCCCUGAUUUCUCAAGCAGCACAGCUUUCCACACAAGGUAUUUUGGAAGCUUCUUUUUGUCUCCGUGUAAAAUUGCCUUGUACGCUAUGAGACUUCGGUUCAUUUUACUGUAGAGGGAUUCAGUUAGGAAAAAUGUAUCAAGUGUUAGUCCUAGUCAGAGUAGACCAAUUAAAAUAAUGGACAUAACUAACUUAUAUAGAUAUAACCUUUAAAGUCAGAUUCCUAAAGGGUGUUCAGAAAAGCUGGUAGCUUCCACUGCAGCAACAAUUUGUUGUUCUGUUAUUCUGAACAUAUUUGUGGAGGAUGAGAUUCAAUUGUUUGGUGCAUUCAGUCCAAAUGUUUCUGGACCAGUCAAGCAUAAUAGCAUUAUAAAUAAUCAGCAUUUACUAAAGCCAACAAAAUUGACACUGCAUACAUUCUGUUGGACUGAGCUGCAUGUGUGAAGAUGUUGUUAUUUCUCUUAACAAGUUUUAUUGCUUAUUCAGAUUCCGGAAGGGGAGACCAAAUCUAUUCCAACUAUAAAAAAGCUAAUACUGUAGUGAUCUAGUUGAAGUUCUUACUAUGAGGUACUUACUAUGAAUACCUAAAAUAGGUUAUCUAGAAAACUCCUGCUAUGCGCUAUAUUACUUUGAACUUAGUGGAAGCAUUGGGAGUUCGAUUAGUUCUAUUAAAAGCUAAUAAUCAUAAGCAGAAAAUGAUCCUGACUAAAAUUAACUUUCUUUAGUUUUUGUUGUUUGGUCUUCUGGGUCUAUCUAGGGACAAAAUGCCCUCACUGAAAAAAAUUGAGAGCUGAAAUUAGAACUUCUUAAAGAGAGCUCUGUGGUCAGUGGUAGAUGUCAAAAAUUAAGUAGUGCAUGGCCUAGAGGCUGCAACUAACAAAUUGAAUAAUUAAUAAUAUAUAUUGGAAAAUACACUUUGCAUUUGCAGGUAUAUAAAUAGUUUGUUUGCCAUUUAAAAGAUCCCUUUGCCCCACCCCCCCCAGUCUAAAACUGGCUCAGUGUGUGAAGUGGGAAUUCUUAUGCCCAUCAAUUAUUAUUCAUAUGCAACUUGACUGCCUGCUACUUUAAAGUAAGCUUUUUUGUGUAGUUCCACAUGAUAUACAGUAUAUUUUCAGACUCUUCAUGGGCAAAUAUAUUUGACUAUGCAUGCCAUGUGAUAAGCCAGACAACGGCUCGCUGGGACCACAUGAAUAUGUGGUCUCCUAAAGAGGAGUUCAGUUAUUUUGCUCCUCCCCAACCCUUUUUAUUCCCAUGCUAAGCUCAGUCAAGAUUUGGCUUAGCGUGGCAUCGAAACCAGUGCUUGUGGUCAAGUGCUCUCCUUGCUAACCACAAACUAUAGCUAAGGUUUUUUCCAUGACUUAGCUUAGUGUGGCACAGGAGUGAAAAAGAACAAGGACAGUAUGUACUUAAAUUGCUUGUUUAAUAGUUUGGUCAGUCUGAGGCUGAAGCAUCUGUGUAUGUAAGUACAGGAUUUACACUCGAUUAUAUAAAUUGGUGUGUGAGGCUUUAAAUAGUUAACUUUAAGUAAAAGCAUUUCAGCAGUGAAAAUUCCAUACAGAUUUAGGUGUUGAAGUAGCAAAAGAUAGUCCAAAGCUUUUAAACCCUUCAGCACCUAGUUUCAGCAAACAAUAGAACGGCAUCAUCUGGAUAUGACUCCUGUUACAGCAUAAAAAGUUGCUGAGUUUGUAAUUUUUAGUCCUUCAUGGAGCAACUGUUUUAUGUCUCUUGGCUUUCUCAUUUGGUCACAGCUCCUCUUCCCCCUUCCAUUGCUUAAGUCUUCCAAGCUUUAUUUCCUAAGAAUACUUAAAAAAAAUACUUAGAUUGAGUAAGAUUUUAAAAAAUUGUCAUGGUCUUAUUUACAGCUCAGCCAUCUAAUCAAUCCCCAAUGUCUUUAACAUCGGAUGCCUCAUCACCAAGGUCAUACGUAUCUCCAAGGAUAAGCACGCCUCAGACUAACACAGUUCCUCUGAAACCUUUGAUAAAUACACCCCCUGUAUCCUCACAGCCAAAGGUAAGAUUUUAAUGAGUUACAGCAGGAGUAAAACUCUGCUUCUGUUGUUAAAGCAGACACAAGACUCCAACAUUGUAAUGCUUUAAAUAUUUUAAAAAAAAUAUUUUUGGCUGUUUCUUGUAUUAAACAAGAAACCCAAAGGAUAAGAAUCUCAAUGUUUAGUACUUCAACAGUUUUCAUUAGAUGACCUUUAAUGGAUGCUCUAGUUUCUGGUGGGAAAAAACAAGUUGCUUUAAUGAUUAUUAUUUUAGUCUAUAACUGUCACUGGUUGGACUUGGUAACAAAGUGGCUAAGAGUGAGCUAGGAAUUCCCAGUACAGAUCUUGCCUUCGUUAUAUUGGUAGGCAGCCUCAAGCAAACCACUCUCUUCUUCUUCUACCUUCAACAUGGGCAUAAUAAUAGUGGCCUACUUUAAAUGUUGUUAGCAGGAUUUCUUUUCCAAAAAAAUAUUAGUCACUAUUCUGUGCUUACUUAGCACAGUCCUUAUCGGGCUUUGUGGGAGGAGGUUUAGACAAACUGGUGUCCAUCUAUUACAUUAUUAGUUCUCUACAAUAAUUUUAAUAGACAGCUUUCACUUCUGUCCUUUCCAUACCACCCACAGUUCUCUGAGCAGUUUGACAAAGUCUAGCAUAAAUUUUAUCAUAUCAGCCAGUCCCAGUUAAUCUAGCUGUCCUUGUUGGCAUCCAUCUAUCUUGGGAAACAAUGGAGGAGUGCACCUUUGGGGGUAAAGUCAAAUUUUGGAGAGUUACAGCAUCUGCUGUGACUGUAGAGACCAAUAAAGAAGAGACAUGUUUUGUUGCAGCUAGGGCAGAUGUGUGUGGUUGUGGUGCUUCAGAUGCACCAUGCUCUGGCUGUCUCCAGGCACUGAAGUAGUCUGCAAGGGAUUCCCACAUGGCAGGACUGAUGUUGCCAGCCUUGUUUGCAGGAUAAUUGAAGAUCAUGGGCUGUUUUGAAAGUUGGAGUCUUGUAUAAUGCACUAACGUGGUGCCUAUACGGCUCCCUCCUCCUCCUGAAAUUAGACUUAAAAGAAGCAUUCUGCUGUAGCCAAUAGACUAGGUUGAGGUGUGUGCUCAGUUGUGGUGUGUGUGCUGCCCACAACAGUUUCUGGGGUUUGCAAAGGUGUCUAUUGGCGGUCCCUGCUGUAAUUCAACGAGGAAGUUACCAAUAACAAUAGCAAAGUACCCGCUGUCCUUGUUAUAUAUCUGUCUCUUCCUCUGCCCUCCUUUUAAAGCAGCUCUAUUCCAUUCCAGUUUUCAGAUUUAUCCUCCCAACAGUUGGUCAGCAUUCCGUCAACACUGAACAUGCUUAGUCUGUACUGAACUGUGUCUUGGUCCCUUAAAUAUUGUAAUAAAGUUUUUGUUUUUGUAGGGGUACUUCUGCAAACCUUAGGAUUAGCCUCAGUCUUCUGAUACCUUCUUUGUAUGGGGAUUGUGUGUGUACAGUUUCGAGUAUCUUUGUUCAUGCAAUUUGAGUUAAAUUAAAUUAGAAGACAUCCUUCCAUUUCUGUGUACUAUGCCUGAAAUAAGUUGCAGGAGGUAUCCCACUUCUAAUCCUGAUUGAUAGCUCUUCAGUUUAAGGUUAUUUGAAGUAAUACUGAAAUGUGGUCAAAUUUUGAACUUUCAGGUUACUACUUCAGGUGUUAAGCAAGGACCAGUUUCACAGUCAGCAUCUCAGCAGCAAGUGAUUGCUGACAAACAACAAGGUCAUGAACCUGCUUCUCCUCGAAGUCUUCAGCGUUCAAGGUAUAUAUUACAUUGGUAUUGGCUUUUGACUUCACCAUAUCCUAUUCUACCAAGUGUUGCUUUUUGGAGCUGCAUGCUCUCAUCUGCAAAUACUGCCUGUAAAGUGGUACCUCGGGUUACAUACACUUCAGGUUACAUACGCUUCAGGUUACAGACUCCGCUAACCCAGAAAUAGUACCUCGGGUUAAGAACUUUGUUUCAGGAUGAGAACAGAAAUCGCGUGGCGACAGCGGGAGGCCCCAUUAUCUAAAGUGGUACCUUAGGUUAAGAACAGUUUCAGGUUAAGAACGGACCUCCAGAACGAAUUAAGUACUUAACCCGAGGUACCACUGUACAGUAUUCUUGCAUUCAAAGUUGGGAAGAACAUUACAGUCUCAGUGCAAUUGCAGGAUUAUUUACACAUGGCCAGUUAUUGGAGUUAGUGGCCUAUUAACUGUAGUGUCUAGAUUUCAGUUUUAUGUUUGUACAGGUGAGCUAACACCUGUACAUCCUGGAAUUCUGUUGCCUUAAGUUAUGCAGGAAAAACAGGAAGGACCUCACAAGCUGCUUCUUCACCACAAGUCUGUGUAUUCAGUUUUGAGACAUGAAUGGAAAUCUUGGGGGCUUUUUGUGUAUUGUCUUUGAAGCCAGCAUAAGCUAUUCAUGUUAACAGAUAGAAAUGUGGCAGUGCUUAAACACAUCUCUGCUGUUGGUGAAUGUAAAGAUAAAUUCUUAGUCCCAUUAUUAGAAGGUGGUAUGGGGACAGAAUUUCCAUAUUAAAUUCCUAGUAUUGUUUUAAAACCUGUAUGUUACCAUUUUAAGUAAACAAUUUGAAUACAGUUGCAUUUCAGAAAUUUGCUUGGUGCUUUUUAAACAGUUGUGGCUUUUUUGGUUGUGUGAUAGUAGCAGAUAAGCUUAUGAAGGCACACUAAAAUUUUGAAUUAAAGGAAAUCUGUCAUUGUUGAGCCCUCCUUUUAAGUGUAUGAUUUCAUUGAGAUGAAUCAGCUCAGAUUUUUAAUAAUGGUAGUUCUGAAUUGUUCUUUACGUAGCUUUUAUCUUCAGGUUUGAGCUACAUUUUGUCCAGUAGAAUGCAUCAUAUCUUGAAAAAAGGUGCUUUUUAAAAAAAAUUAGAGCUUGGAGACUAAAAGGAAAUGUUUACAUGACGUAAAUAUCAUGUUUAAAAAUAAAAAUAGGGAUAAAAUUAUUAUUGGCAUUGUUGGUUAAGAUUAAGGCAGUCAAAUUCUGGAAGUGCUUUGCUCCAAAGUUGUUUGGUUUCUAGGUGGUGUUUUUUCCCACCCCCUGGGAUAGGGUUGCCAAAGAAAUACUAGUCACAAAACAGUUUUUAUGUGUGCAGGGCAAGGUUUCAACAGCCAUCAUAGGGUCAGGAAGUGCUUAAUGCGAACAAAAGUACACUCGUGCACAAAUACACUGACUGCAACUGACAGAAAUAAUUAUGUAUACUUGAUGAAUAUGCUAUUCAUUAAAUUGUCCUAGUAUACCCAAUAUUGUGCUUUGGUCUGAAUUAAGGCUCACUAUUGAUGCAUAAUGUCAACUCCUAAUCUUAUGCAAGUGGCUUCUCAGGAUUAUUUUCUGCUCUGUGCCUACUGUUGGAUUGGCUUCUGGUUGGUGUAGAAUACAUGUGUGUGCUAAGCCAUAAUUGACUUAGUGUGACAUGUGAUCCCCAGGCCACAUGUACAGCUCUGUUCUGAAUCAGAACAUAACCCAGUUGCCUGGAGUAAUUGUUACUUGCAGAGGUGACUAGUUAAGUGUCUUCAGUACAAAAAUGUUCAACCACUGAGCACUGGAGAAGCAUAGAUACUAGGCAUGGUGUCCUUUCAUUUCACUUCAGGCAUUUCCCAAUUUGGGGCAAGUGGGACUUUGGGCAAAUCCCUGAAACAAGAGUCUGGGAGACUAGUAAAAGAGAACAAUUCUAUUAAAAGAAUUGUUGCUUAAUAUAACGUUCCAUGUUUGCUGUUCCUAUUUGCCACUCUAGCCAAUAUGAAGAAAAUUCCUGUGUUUAAGAUGGUGUGGGUUCUGCAAUCAGAACUAAUGCAGGUGGUGCCACUAUCAGUAUACUAGUAUAAUAUCCUGGUUUACAGAACUGUUAGGAUGCCUUUUGUGGAAUUGACAGGCAGUGUGAUGUGGAUUGUGAAACUGGUUGUAAAAGACAAAAGGUGCUAGGCACAUACACUUAAUAUGUGGGCCUGUGGAAGUGAUUUAUAAAACCUGUGGCACCUGCUUGUCAUAGGAAGAAAGUUACUGGUGUGUUCUUGGAAAAGAAUGGGGUUACCUGCUGUUGGGACUAGUGACAUCAGGGAGGCACAUAGAAGACAUUAAAUAAACUUCAUUUUUAAAUAAACUUCAGGAGAGUUUGGUUUCUCUCCCCUCCCCCCCCAAUACCCAUGUCAAUUGAGACAGAAUUAGUUUGAAAUCCAUUGAAGCCAUGAAGAAAACACUCCUCACUAAUGACUUAGUUAUUGUCUUCUCACAGACAAUUCGCAAAAUGAUAAUCUCAUGAUUUAGGGGACGCGGGUGGCACUGUGGGUUAAACCACAGAGCCUAGGACUUGCCAAUCAGAAGGUCGGCGGUUCGAAUCCCCGUGACGGGGUGAGCUCCCGUUGCUCAGUCCCUGCUCCUGCCAACCUAGCAGUUCGAAAGCACAUCAAAGUGCAAGUAGAUAAAUAGGUACCGCUCCGGCGGGAAGGUAAACGGCAUUUCCGUGCGCUUCUCUGGUUCGCCAGAAGCGGCUUAGUCAUGCUGGCCACAUGACCUGGAAGCUGUACUGGCUCCCUCGGCCAAUAAAGUGAGAUGAGCGCCGCAACCCCAGAGUCUGCCGCGACUGGACCUAAUGGUCAGGGGUCCCUUUACCCUUUACCUUUAAUCUCACGAUUACUGGCUAUGCAACUUUCAGGUGGGCAUUUUCCCAUGGAAGAGAUUGGAACUAUUCUAUAUAGUCUUUGUAGAGUUGGAAGGGACCUUGGACAUAAUCCAAUCUAUGCCGAAUCUACUGUGCAGGGUGCAGAUUAAGCAUCCCUGACAAGCUAACUCAACAAACAUUCAUUCAUUCUUUUUCUUUUAGUAGUCAGAGAAGUCCAUCUCCUGGUCCAAAUCAUACCUCCAAUACAAGUGCUUCUAAUACGACAGCACCACAGAAUGCAUCCGCACGACCUACGUGUUCAUUAACACCCACGUUAGCGGCACAUUUCAAUGAAAACCUUAUAAAGCAUGUCCAAGGGUGGCCUGCAGAUCAUGCAGAAAAGCAGGUGAGUGUACAUUUUGUAGUGUUGGGCAGAAUCCAGUGUUGUUUGAGUAGAUUUCCGCUUGCACAAUAGGAUUUCACUUUCCUCUCCUAUCCCCUGCACACCUCCAAAAUCUGCCUUAGACUUUUGGAAGCAGAUUUUUACAGUACAUAAGGGGGCUGCAGUAAGGAGGAGGUGGAGAUGAAAUACUUUUUUGCUUGCAACCCUUUGGAUUACAGCACUUUAGCUUCCUUUUGAAUGUGUUUUAAAUUUCCUCUGUUCAAAUUCUUGUGAACACCAAUGAUCUUUAAAGCAAAUAAUUUAAUGCUAGUGAAUAUUUCACAGCUUGCAUUUCCAUUUCCAUGGAGGUUGGAAGCACUGGAAUUGUUCUUAUGCAUGGGUGUAAUACUGUUGUAGGUAGUUUGUGUUGGGGUAUCCCAACAGUUUGGUGGGGGAAACAGGUUGUAGAAUAGGUAUAGUGAUUUUUUAUAUAUUGGGAGAUUGAAGUACCUUAAGAUUGUUAGCCAAGAAACAUGUUGUUUUAUUUAGAUUUUCCUCAUUUUAAUCCCGUGAUUUAGGGCAGUGUUACAUUAGAUAAGCUUUUAUAAAUUUGUCAGUUACCUGGUUCAUGGUUGUCUGCAACAAUUGACCUUGGUGACCGGGGACUGUCUGACCUGGAAAUUCAGUGACACUUUCACUCUUGCUUUAAAAGAUUAUUUGCCCUUUAAGGCAAAAAUGUGGGAGGGGAGAGUUCUGUGUACCAGGCUACAUAGCAAUGCACUGUUACUGCCAGGUUUAUGGUUCUGUUCUCCCUUUUUGGGAGGGUAGAUGGCGAGCAGAGAAUAGGACUAGUCACUGUUUUUGUCGUUUGAAGCAAGGAGCCUUCCUAUUCACAGCAAGUAGAGCAGAGGAUGAGUGAGUGUAUUUGCAGGUUUAAAAUAUAUUCCUCUAUUAUCCAGCAACCUUACCUUGUGAAGGAAGUUUAAGUUGAGAGUUAUAUAGACAUGGCCCCCUUUGUUUCAUGGCUUAAUAAGAUUUGAGGCUGCCUUAGCUAUUCAGAUUCAGUCAUUUGUUUUCAGGCAAACUUGCACGCCUGUUGAAGCAGAAAAGAAGCUGAGAAGAUUACAGUGGUGUUAGAAAUCAUUGUUGAGGUUUAGAAAGGCUUACAGAAAAAUAUUUACUUUUCAAUCCAAUGCUGUACAAAUUAAAAGUUAAACGUUGUUUUCUGUAAUUCUCAAAACCAAUAACCCUUUUCUCCAUGUCAGUUUUAUAAAGUUGAAUGAAAAAAUAACCAGUUAACUGUAAAGUAUAAAAGAAUAAAAUUUCUUUUUAGUUGUGGUUUUUAAAUCUUAGCUAACUGGGCCUUUCUGUUUUGACCUUUCAGACUUCAUAGUAAUUCUUGAUAAUGUUGUAAGAUAAGGCAUUGCAGCACAGAUGCAGUGUUUUAAAUAUUACAGUUUUAACAUGAACUCUAGUCAGUGUAACAGAAACAUCCUGUAGCAGAGAGGACUGAAACUUCAUUACAGUGUAUAUAUAAUGUAGUACUGUCAGUUUAUAAUUUGUUCUGGUCAGACAACAAAUUUUACCAGAGCACAUGAACUUCACAAAAAGCCAUACAACACGAAUAUCUUACCUAGAUAAGGGAUAGGGAACCCCAGAUGCUGUUUGGACUCCAACUCCCAUCAGCAUCAGACAACAUGGCCAAUAGUCGGGGGUAAUGAGGUUAAUAAUCCAACAACAACUGGAAGGGCCACAGGUUUGACAUCUCUGAUCUAGAUGCUUUGUGCAAAAGUUAGUAUGAAAACAUGAUGAAAACACCAUGAAAGGAGAUAGGGAAGCGUUCUAAAAACAAUCCAGUGAGGACUGAGUAUGCUCAGGGGGGUAAGAAUGCUAACGAGUGUUUUUUGUCAGUGUGGUGGAAUAUGGAAUGGCGUAUGCUGAAAGAGAGCAUUGUUGGUAUCAGUCUGUCUUGAGAGACAAUGGAAUGCGCCUCUAGGAGUGAAGUCAAACCAUUGGAGAAUCACAGUGCCUGCUGUGGCUGCAAAGACUGGUAACUCAUAACUGCUGCCUCCCAAGCCUGGGCAGUAUGUUUGGAGGUCCUGGGCUGCCCAAACAACAACACCCACUCUCUUCUCAGCCAGUACACCAUACAACCAUCUUAGGGAUUGCACUCCAGAUUGUGUAGGAUUUGAUGCUUAGCCUUUUCUUCUCCUGAGGAUGUUCCACAAGGCACUGGGUUUUCCUCAGGUUUACGGCCGAAGCCUUUCUCACUGAUGAGUGAGAAGGCAGCCACAAGGCAGCGGAGGUUUAGAAGAGACCAUCGCUGGCUGGGAUCUUGAUCACAGGAGUACUCCAUGCUGUAGUGUUUUGUGGCAGCUCCCACGUCAUUCUUCUAGUUUCCAUAUUCGGGAAAAUGCUUGCCCAGAUCCUUGACUUUUCAGUCAAUCUCUUUCCAAUCCCAGAAUCAAUUUCAGUCAGUGUACUCUGUUAAAUCUUAGUAGGAUAGCAGUUCUUCAUGUUGCCUAAUCCACAUUUGAUGGCUCUACUUUUAGGGUACCGAUUCUCACUCAUCUUUUGCAGUUGUAACUAGUACAGGAGAAGUGCUAUAUGCACUCUGAUGGAAGGAAACCCAACUUCCACAUGCAACAUUGCAGCCAGUGUACCAUUUGGUAGGCACAGGUGGACUUUAAAGAAUUGGUUUUGGAUUACUCCAAGGCAUUUUAACUCCAAAGUUUUACCUCGCACUGUAUUUGGGCAAAGAUCUGAUAAAUAAAAAUUACAAUGGUUGAGGCCAGUAAAUUUUUACCCAUUCCCUGUGAAAAGUCAGUUUUAGACACAACAUUUCGUAUAGCUACUCUGCCUAGACAGACAAAUUCAUUAAAUACCUAGGUAUUUAAAAAAGAUGUCUUAAAUGUCUUAAGUGCAGGUGGGGAACAUGCUGUUGAACUUGGGUUCUGCCAUGGGCUUCCCAUGUGUAUAUGGUUGGCCACUUUGAGAACAGUGUUGGACAAACAGACUGUUUGGCCUGAUCUGUUGGGCUCUUCUUACAUUCAGACUACUUGCUGUAAUGGACAGUUCUGGGUUCUUGCUGACAGACAGCACCACACUUUAAAUACCCAUUUGAAUUAAGUAGGAGAAGCACCAUGUUGCUGGCAUAUAACAGGACUGGGAUUUUACCAUUUUGAAUGAAUCGCAAGAAACUGAGGGUUCUGAGAUUCUUUUGACACCAAUACCAUACUUUGUGUUUACGUCCAGAAGUUACUCCAAAAGUUGCAACACACUUUCCAACUCCUCCUCUUAACUCUUUUAGGCAUCGAGAUUACGUGAAGAAGCUCAUAACAUGGGAAGUGUCCACAUGUCAGAAAUUUGUACUGAAUUAAAAAACUUAAGAUCUUUAGUUCGAGUAUGUGAAAUUCAAGCAACUUUGCGCGAGCAAAGGUAAGAAUUCUGGGUUUCUCAUCUUGAUUUCCCAAAUCCUUUUCAUCAGUGUUUUUGUUUCAUAAUGUUUUAUAAACUUAAGAGCUACUGAGCAACUUUCCCUAGCGUACAGUCAGGGGCUAAAAACUGUUACAGCUUAACAUAUAGGAUGACAUUGACUUAAACAGGAAUAAUACCUCCCUCCACAGCCAUUGAACUACUGAAGGUGCCCUUGUGUGUUCCUGGAUCUUGAACAAUUAUUUAGUCCAUUAUGUGUACCAUUAAGGUAGGUCAACUAUUUCUAGGCCCAGCAAUUUUGUCCUUUUUAAAAAUAAAAAAUAAAACACAUACAAAACUGUGUUAUCACAGUAUUAUCCCUUCAACCUAUUGUAGAUUGAAUAACUAACUUUAAGAAUGUGCAUGUCAUUAUUAAAGUACUAAUUCAUGGAGUAAAUUACUCAUCUAAGAAUGGAUUUGACAUGCCAGUACUAAUUGCUUUCUUUUCCCUUUGUAGGAUACUAUUUUUGAGACAACAAAUUAAAGAACUUGAAAAACUAAAGAAUCAGAAUUCCUUCAUGGUGUGAAAAAGUUGUGAAUAAUUGCACAUGGGUUUUGAGUACAGGAACUGUAAAACUGAUUGCCCAGUCUUAACAUUUUUGAGCUGCAUUUGAGUAGACUUUGGACCGUUGAGUUGGGCAAAAAUAAAAAAAGAUAACAUGGGAAAGGGGACAGGAGGGGUGUCAUUCAGGGGAAGGAAACGAGGAUGAUUUGUAAAACCCUUGAAAUGUAGAUUUCUUGUAGAUGUAUUCUUCACGUUGUAAAUAUGUUUUGUAGAGUGAAGCCAUGGGAAGCCAUGUGUAUCAGAGCUUAGACAUCCAAAACUAAUCAAUGCUGAGGUGGCUAAAUACCUAGCCUUUACAUGUAAACCUGUCUGCAAAAUUAGCUCUCUCUCUUUUUUAGUUAAUUUAUCAUUCAGAAAUCUUGCAUUUCCUAAAAUUCAAUGCAAGCGCCAGGCGAUCUGUGUCUCAAGGCUGCAACAGUUUGAAACAGUUUGGGUAAUGUACAAAAUAUCAUGAAACAACUGUUUCCACACUUGCACCGAAUCAAGAGCAGUGCUUCUCCAUUUCUGUUUUACAGAGCAGUGUUUUUCAUUUUCUGUGUUCAUUUCCCCCUUAAAAUCCUAGAUCUGAUUUUAUCAGUUUUUUUUUUUUUAAUUCUAAUUUCCUCCUUUCCUAAAGCACUGUUGCUAUGGCACUUUUCUAUAAUCUUUUCAUUCCUGUGUACAGUAGCUUAAAAUUGCAGUGAUUGAGCAUAACCCACUUGUUUGUAUAAAUUAUUGAAAUGUAUUUCCAUUUGCACCCUGUAAGAAUGGACUGGUAGUACUGCUGGGCAUGUGUGCUGAAAGUACAUCCCUUUUUCAAAUUAUAAGGAAACAGCCCAAUGAACAUGUCAACAUGGUUGUGGGAGGGAAAGAAGGAAAAAAAAACUAGUCAGAUGUGAAUUGUAUCUGUUGUAAUAAACAUGUUUAAAACAAAGAAACACUGGUUUUCAUUUCCUUUGGUCGAAACAUUCGAAUUUGGCCUCUUUGGGGAUUUGUUUACCUAAGCUAUUCUUGUUGAAUACUUUUUUACUUAUCUGAAAAUAAGUCCUCAAGGAGGAGGCUUUAUUUUAAAAAUUGUAAACAAAAUUGUGUAUAAAAUAUUUAAUGACAUUCAACAAGGAUCAUUGACACCUCCCCAACAGUUGUCAUAUGUUAACUCCUGGUUUUACCUGUCUUGCUAUUAUGACAUUUCAUUUUGAAGGAUGUUUGUGUUGUAGCUAACUGUUCAAGUCUGGUGCUGACUGCUGUUCUUAGCCAUCACAAAAUGCUGACUUUGUGUAAUUGGAGUUUCUCACUAUUUGAAAAUGGUGGGAAGGCUCAGCUUUGUAUAUUGUUUCCUAAAGUAUAUUAAAAAUAAAAAAGAAACUAUUGCUACUACAAAAUAAACUUGGGUUUUCUUUGCAAAAAACUGUUAGUCAUAAUAUACUGCCACAAAUCUUUGUACAUUCCCAAACUUGUCCAUUUAGAAUUCUUGUUAAUGCUGAAAGAUGAAGGAAUUGCAAACUUUGCUAAUGUUCAUGUGUUGCUUUAAACUCCUUCAAAGUGCUGACACCUCAUUAAUAGGUUUUUUAGAAUCCUGGCUUUGAUACAUAUGUUUGCCUCCUGAUUUGUGAUGCUGUUGCCUUUUAUCUUCAGUAAUCUCUGCUUACAUCUUUGCUUUUGUCAUUUUAUAAUAAAUUUCAAUUUUGUUUUCUCUUUUGAGGCCUCUGGAUAAACUAGGGACUGCCCAUUCUUGUUUGUGUUGUCUGCCAUAUGCAGGAAUCAUGUCCACCCUCUAAGUUUUAGCAUUGUAUGGUAAAGGUGGUAUACUAGCAUUACAUAGUAAGAUUACAGCAUAAGCCUAGUAUUGUGGAAGUUCAUUACGUUGAAUCAUUUGUGACACAUUGCGAGCCUGGGAAAAAAGAACCAACUGCCAAAUUAUUUUGUCUGGCUAUCUGACUACUUGUCCAUUGGCAACCAGGUAAGUGACUUGUUUAAAUGCUGUUAACUUGCCUUUAUCUGCCUAUAAUAAAAGAGUUUUGUAUUGAG
Molecule: messenger RNA, 45202 nt
Organism: Podarcis lilfordi (Lilford's wall lizard)
Lineage: Eukaryota; Metazoa; Chordata; Lepidosauria; Squamata; Lacertidae
Source: the annotation of a GenBank genome assembly